Messenger RNA from Xyrichtys novacula (pearly razorfish), 55325 nucleotides. The record is from the annotation of a GenBank genome assembly. Lineage: Eukaryota; Metazoa; Chordata; Actinopteri; Labriformes; Labridae.
AUGCAUCAUCCGGACCCUGCAGCAGACUCUGGCAGUGUUAGAAAGAUGGCGCAACCGGCUGUCUUUCAUAGAAGGGGUAGCAACACAAGCAGCGGGAGCGGCUCCACGUUGUCCACGCCGGCAGAUCAGGUGGUCAACAACAGCCACGUCCCUGCUGAUGAUUAUCAACACUCCCUGUUGAUCCAGUGCCAACCUCCUGCUGGUUCAUCCUCCCCAAAUCCCCAUCAUAUUCCACCCCACAGCCUGAAUUUGCUUUCCCAGUCCCAGGCAACACAGUCAGCUGGAGCUCAAAUCAAAAAGAAGAGUGGUUUUCAGAUCACAAGUGUAACUCCAGCCCAAAUAUCUGUGAGUACCAAUAACAGUAUUGCAGAGGAUACAGAAAGCUAUGAUGAUCUGGAUGAGUCCCACACAGAGGAUCUCUCUUCGUCUGAAAUCCUGGAUGUUUCCCUGUCCCGGGCCAAUGAUCUGGUGGGUGCAGAGAGAAGUUCUUCAGAAGAGACACUGAAUAAUUUCCAUGAAGCAGAGACCCCUGGAGCAGUCUCCCCAAACCAGCCUUCACAACCUCAUGCCCUAAACCAGACCCAACACCAAAGUGGGGCCAUGGUCAAUGGGACCGUGCAUCAUCAUCAUCAACAUCAACAUCCCCAUCAUCCUCACCAUGGUCAUAUCUAUCCACAACCUUCUGGACCGGGGAGCACUCCAGCUGCCCUCAAUUCUGUCACCCAGAAAAUGCCUUCUAACAUGGGGGUCCCUCAAGAGAAUGUUUCCCAGGCUGCCCUUCCAAGUAUUGUCGCCCAGUCUGUGGGAGUUGUGGCCCCAGGAUCUGUCCCUGGAAUGCACCACUCUACUACGGGCACUACAGUUAGCAUAGUUAAUCCCCAGACCAGCAGUGUUAGUAAUGUGAAUAUGGUGAGCUCUGCCAGUGUGUCUGUGAAAGGGGGGAUCAGCCUGAGUGCUAGCAGUAGCAGUGGUGGCUUUCCUCUCAAUGUGAUAAGCAGCAGUGGGGGGAGUGGAGGUGGUGCUGUUGCAGCCGGGGGCAACAUUAUUACCACUAAUGUCAGCACUAUUCAACAACAGCAGAACAUCAACUCAAUCUCCAUGACUACCACAACUACUGUUGCUGUCAGUGCCUCUGGAGAACUGGGACUCGCCAGUGGGAUCCAGGGUAAAGUUGGAUCUGCUGUGCAACAGGCUGUGAGUGCCCCUGUUGCAGCUGUAGCCACCGCUCCUGUACUAUCAAACCCUGCUCAUCCUGGCCCACCUACAACCCCUGCAGUGGCAACCACCAGUUCUCGUUUCAGGGUGGUGAAGUUGGACUCUAGCUCAGAGCCUUUUAAGAAGGGCAGAUGGACGUGCACUGAAUUCUAUGACAAGGAGACUCCAGUCUCUGCCCCCAGCUCCUCUGCAUCUGAUACUGGGUCUCUCAGCAUGCGCCAGUUUCCCUCUGAGAGCUUUGCUGGGGCCUCUGAGAGGGAAAGCACAACUAGUAGUUCUGUGAGUAGCACCAUGAGUACUUUGAGCCAUUACACUGAAAGUGUUUGUAGUGGAGAAGCUGGGGCACCCCAAAAUACCCAGGAUUUUGUCUCCCCUCCCCAGGGUUUUCAAGGAAUCCCACCCAGUGGCCUGAGUAUCGGAGUAUCCCAAACCCAACCUCACAAACACCUCCAAGAUGUUACCCAUUCACAUAUUAAGACAACAGUGGCUCCCUCAGCUUCCACAAAUGUUAAUCAUCCUACUCCCAUGCCAGGACACCAGAAUACACUUGGACUCUCAGCACCUGCUGUGCACCAGCAGCUCACCUAUGCCCAGGCAGUUGCAAAUCAAUCUACAGGCUCCACACAUAGUCUAGUGGGGGUUCAGCAGCAGAAGAUGAGCUACUCCUCAAUGUCACAGCAACCUGCUGCUGCCCCUCAAGCAGCUCCGGUGCAUGUGAGGCCAUCUGAGUAUACCCAGGCUCACCAAGGUAUCUCCCAGGCUGCCAACCCUCAUUCUCUAUCCAACCAAGCUGGACCAGCGCCCUCUGGGCCAGCUAACGGAGCAUGUCAAAUGGUUGGGGCUCUGCAGCAAUCACAGACACUGCCACACACACAGCCCCAGCAGCCCUCCUCCCACCAGGCCACUAACUCCAGCAUGCCAUCUCCUGUUGGAGUGUCUGGUCUCGGCCAACAACCUCAGAGCCAGCCCAGUCACUUAGAUUGCCAGCAGCAGAGGCUACAGUCUCUCCCAACACAAAACCAAAACCUGGGCCUGGGAGCCCAGCUGUCUACAGCAGUUCACCAGAGUCAAGUGUCUGCACCAAGUGUUCUCCCUCCCAACCCUCAGAGUGAUCCCCACAACACUGGAAAUGGCAGUAGGAUACUUCCACAGGGUGUUCCUCACAGCCAACCAUCUAGCAUCAGUUUGUCCCAGGACCACAACAGUGCCCAGGCCCUGGCUCAUGCUGCACAGGCCAGUGCCCUCUACGCUAGUCUGCCCACUUUUACCACAACUCAGCUGCAGGACGCACAGCGGUUGCUCCUCCAGCACCAGUCAGCUCUGCUGGGGCUACCCAAGCUGUCUGGAGGGGAAACUGAAUCUGGAUCCAACACUGGCCAGAGUCUAGAGGCGGAGGCCAGCGCUGCUACUGUCAGUGCCUUAACUGCAUCAGCUGGUCUCAAGGCUGUUGACGGGGAAGAGGAUGGGUAAGAGAUUUAAUUUAAUCUUCCAGUCUAUUUGUUUAAACUAUUUAAUGUGUUGGUAACUUGUUAAAAUAUUUUCAUGACACAGACACAAUUGACAAACUUUUUUUGCUCCUAUUUAAUAGGCUUUUGUGGUAAACUCAGCAUUCAGUCUUUUUGAAACUGGGGAUUUCACUGGUCAAUGUGGUGGCUGUGAGGAGAGAAAAGUGUUUUUGUUUUCCUAGACAGCCAGCAGACAGUGAUCCAGCUACCACCGUCUGUCUGCCCUCUAUCCGUAAGACACAGUGUAGGGCUCAGUUGGAUGUGAUGUCUUUUGUCUUUAUCAAGUGACUGCAGUGAAUCAACAUUUUACUUUGCCUGACUCCUUGCUUGAAUCCUGACGGUGAUCCUUACAGGGCGUAAUUUCUGCUGGGAGCACAGUUUGCUUGUUGUAUAUUCUGCACCUUUUAUUGUUGUAAAGCAGGAAGCAAGGCAGAUGUGUUCCACGGAUAUUGAAUAAGAAAUGCACAAGUAACUGCAGAUAUCACUGUAAUGAGCAUAAUGGUCCUAUGCUAUAUCAAAUCAAAACAUUGCAUAACUUUUUACGUGUGUUUUAUUCCCUUUUGCAAAGCACAGGCCUGAAAAUACACCCUUGUCUUUUAUUUAAGUUGAGCAUUAAAUUUUUGUUGUAUACCACAGUAGUCCUAUACCAUCACUAAAAUGUCACCACACAACAGAUGGCGACAGAUUUGUUUCACAAACCAGCUGAGAUUUGGUUGGAAUUUACUCAAAUAAUGAGUUUAAGGAACUUAUUUUGAGGCGACUGGGGAUUUUAGUAACCAUGCUGCAACAGGAAAUUUCUCAAAUUUGGUUAGUCUUAAAAACUUCACCCCUUUUCCUGAGUUUGGAAAAUAUUAUUAUCGCCACAGCCUUAAGGCUGUUUUGCAUAGAUGCAGUAAAAGUUGAGAGAAUGAACCUAGAUACUCUGACUGCAGGACAGGCUUCAGUGGAUAUGAAGGAUGGUAACUUAUCACAUGACAUUUAACUCUUAGGAAUGUGACUUCUGUGAGGGAUAAAUUGGAUUAUUGUCUUUGAUGAUAAGUAGCAUUUGAGAGAAACUAAAGACCUUGUUAGAAAUGAUAAGAUUGCCACAGAGAAUCAGACUCAUGGCUCAUUUCUCUCUUGUUUACCUGCUAUCACACAAGUUGAAAGGCUCCAUUGAAGCCUUUGCUUCUUCACCAGUGGUUGGAAAUUGGGCUGGCAAUUUUCUCUCAGUCUCUAUAGAUACAACCAACAAAAGUUGAAUCUGCACCUCUGUCUCAGCGUUCACAAAACAGGCACAGCAUCAUCAGAUGUUCAACUAACUUUGAACAUUUACAGAGACUACAAACUUAUCCUGACCUCUGACCUAGAUUCAAUUCAAUAUUUAGUCAUUUGCUGGUACCUAAUUUUUCAGUGUUGUAUAUUAUUUGUUAGAUUAGAGGUAUUGUAACAACCAAACUAGCAAUUACUUGAAUAAUCGAUUAAUUUGCGAAAUGUUUUUUCGAUUAUUGAUAAAUCCAUUAUAGGGCUGGGGCGAUUCAUUGAUGUAAUCGACUACAAAAAUUUGUCUAUGCAAAAAAUAAGCGCCAACGCGUUGCAUGAUGACGUAGACAAUGGCCACUUCAGGUAACGGUGGAAGCCUGGACGGCAAACGAGCUUCACCUAAUGGGGUCGAUUUCAACCCCACUUUAGCAUGAUCUAUGAGCAGCUCCUUUAAAUCAAUAUCUGUGUUCUUCUUCGUUCACAUUGCCAAGAUCGCGUUGCUUUCAUUCAAGGAGACAUGCAGUGACCUGCCAAUCAAAUAACCCAUCGCUGGUGCAGCAAACGCCACAGUGGAUGCUUCAUCAUACGCCCUGCAUCCCAUAUCUAAUUCAUUCACUUAACCCUUGUACCUUCUUAAGGUUUCUGGAGGGGUAAGGCCUUCUCUUUGAUGCUACAACUUUUUUUCUAUUAAUGCCCUUGCAAAGAAAUUCCUAGAAAAUGUGUAUUUUGUGAUGAGGCAUGAUAUACGUGAAAUUGAAGAAAAAAAACCCUAUGGUUAUGUGUUUUUUUUUCAAAUAUGCUUAAUCUUGCAUUAGCGUCACACAAGUGCCACAUGCAUUCCAAUGGGAAACCACUUGUCUUUUACAUAUACCCAUAUCAGUGGGAAAAAAUGAAUUUCAGCAAAGACUGUUUUCCCCCUUUUCAGAAGACAUUAAAGAUGCACUGUGCACAAGGUGCCCCUUUUUUUUCAUGAAUAAUAGAGGCUGAUCUAGCCAAGUGGUCAAAACCCCAUUAUUCCUUAUGGGAAUUUGGCAAAAAUUACAAUAUUCAAAAAUCAAAAAAUGCACAUAAUUUUAUCACUAAUAAAAUUAAGCAAUUUUUUAUCUUAUUUUUACCAUUUUACUUUAUUUGGGCAUGAAUCUGUCUCAAAUUUGUUAUUCUGGUGUUUUUUCGUUUUUUUUACCAUUUUGGUCAGUUUGACACACCCGCAAACUACAGCCUAUGAUAGAUGCAGUCUUUUGGAAGGAAAAUCUGCUACCUGUUUAUAAUAUACUGCCACAAGAGUUCAAAUCAGAUUUUUCCCCCCAUUUUUUUGCAUUUUAUUUUGAGUCUAUUUCCAAUCCAACUUUUUCAAAUCAUGAAUGCUGAAAUUUCAUUUGUUUUCAUAUCCGUUAUUGACCCUCAGUGAGAGGCCAUUUUUUGCAAAAAAACAAAAGUAGACUGUAGAAGUGAAUAAAUCAGGUGUGCAUGUAUUUUUUUUUAUGUGUUAGUGUUUUCCGUGUGUGCAUGGUCGUGUGUGUUCGUGUGCAAAUGUUUGUGCACGCGCAUGAUCUUGCGCGCGCUCGUCACAGCCAGCGAUUGCGUUCAUGGCACAUGCGCCCCAAGCGUCCGAGGUUGCCCGGGGUACAGCCGCCCCGUUACCCGUGAUCAGAUAGCCUUAGGCCCGCGUCAGCAAAGGCGGGGAGCCGCUGGCUGCUCUGGAGGUGGUGGCCGACCUCUUCUUCUUCCGGUUAAUGGGGUUUUGCAUCCGGCAGUCCGACGUAUCUCAUACUAAUUACUGUGCCGCUACCUGUUCUGGAGAUACCUUCCCUCAGCUCCGCCGAUCGUAAGCAAGCACAAACACACACACACACCCCACACACACACUCCACACACGCACACACACACACUUACACACACAGCGAUCGCCACCACGUGGCGGAGUCAGGUUAGCUCGCUUCACUAGCUCCACUGAGCGCAAGCACACACACACACACACACGUGUAAAAGGGGUUAAAAGUUUGAAACUGAGUGAUUUUUUCUUUUGAGUGGUUAGAGCAGAAGUCACUGAUGACAGCCAUGAAAAAAAAAGGGCAACUUUUCAUUUGUAGAUGAUUUUAUAGGCCACUAAGUGACAGUGGCAGUUCCCUGCCACUAAUACCAGAUUAGUCGUUUUUUUUUAUUUUCUGCUGUGACACAAAAACUGAAACUGCAACUAAAACUAUUUUUACACAUACUUAUACCACUCAUAGGUUCUGAUAAUCUUGCACAAAGAAAUUUGAUUUUGCAUUACUCUUUUAAUGUUUUUACCACUUUUUAAAAUUUUUGGCAUUUUUUACGGUGUGUUUACACUAAAAUUAAAGGGGUUAAAAGUUUGAAACCGAGUGAUUUUUUCUUUUGAGUGGUUAGAGCAGAAGUCAAUAAUGACAGCCAUAAUAAGAAAAGGGCAACUUUUCAUUUAUAGAUGAUUUUAUAGGCCACUAAGUGACAGUGGCAGUUCCGUGCCACUAAUACCAGAUUAGGGAUUCUGAGGAAAGAAGGUACAAGGGUUAAAGCAGUUAGCUCGAAGUUGAAGCAUCAGUUUUGUGCUUUUAUUUGUCCUAUAACUCGCUAAUUAAUCAGCUGUGUAAUCACCAACUAUAGCUCUCCUAAUGCUAAUACUCGGCGAUCGCGAGCACCGCUGCACACUGAUCUUACCUCUUUUUGUGAAUGUUAGUGGAAUAGGCUCUGUCUGUCUUAGAGAUAUUUUUUAGCUUACUUUUAAUGUGCUGGGACUUGUUAUCUCACGUGGCAAUAGAUGAAAGGCAAUGCCGACACAGAAGACAUGUUUGGUUGACAUCAUCUUUCUUGUUACCGAAUUAAUUCCAGAUAAAUGAUGUCGCUUUUCUUUUUGGCAACAGGUCUUUUUUUUUCUUGUUCGUUGCUCAUUUUGCAAUCAUUGAUGUUGUUACUGGUGUUGCGCCGAGAAACGCAUGUCAGCUGAGAAUUGCAUACACCUCGCAGAAAUGCACACAGCUUAUAGUAGAGUGGUCCACGGAAAUGAAUGACUUAAAACACAUACAUUUCAUAUUUGGCGGGCAUACGUUUCUCGGCACAACACGGCAGCACCAGCAGCAGCAGCUCCAUGUGCAGGCCAUGUGCAGGGGCGUGGUUUCCUUCCCUCUGAUUUAAAUUACAGCUAGCAGGGUAGUCUGCUCGGCAACUGAGUAAAGAAUGAAUGUGAUUGGUGUAUCACUGCACAGCACAUGCAGAGUCUACAUGCACUGUAUGUCAGUCAGCUAACCUUGAAAAUAGAUGAGUUCAUUCGCCUCCGACAUUGCAGGCUCUGCAAUGUGACUAUCGCGCACACGUACAUUGACAUGCUCAAACAAUAUAUCGUGCAGCCCUAAUACUCACUCACUCACUCACUCAGUCACUUACUCAGUCACUCACUUUCUUCAGUAACUUUGCAUUGCAAUGCAAAGAUGUUAGCAUGUCAACAUGCCCCUGGCUGUGGCUGGCUCUUUUUUUGGCGGCUGUGUCCUUCUGCACAGAACAAACGCCCAGAUGGUAUCGAAGUACCAAGAAUGCAUAAGUAGGACUUGGCUAGCCCGGUCAAUUUUUGAUAUCUGUCUCUGUUAGCCUUUAACCACUGCAAUACAUUUUCUUUCUUGGCAUGGUUCUUUUCUACCAAGUUUGCGAGGACUUCAUUUUUCACUUGGUUUUGAACAUCCUCCCCUUUGCUUGCUCUGUCCUCAUCUUCACCAUCAGAACUAAGGAGUGAAUCCAGCAGGGUGGCAGGAGGUGUUGAUUCAGCUGCUGGAGUAUCUGUGCAGAAGCUACUGCAACUGCUGACCUGCUGCACAUUAGCUCCCUUUUCCCUGCAAGUGCCAUUGAUAGCACUUAAGUUUGGACAUGUAGGACUUCAGCAGGUGAUUGAAACUUUAGUCUUCUAAACCUUGGGCCAAGGGCCAUUUCAGGAAUCACUGUGUCAGGUGCUGUAUCUGAUAAGGCGGUCUCCCCUCUCUGUAGCAGUGAGUUAGAAAGCCCGGAGCCAGGCUGACUCAAAGGCAGCACUCUGGUUGGACUUCAAUAGCCCCUUCACAAGUGGAGCUAUGGCAAAUAUUGUUGUGUAUUUCUGUCCACUCAUGAACACAGUGGCACAUUCAAAAGGUUUGAGAGCUGCUGAAAGCUCUUCCAGCAGGCUCCACUGUUCUGGUUUUAAAUCCAUGUACCUUUUGCCUUUCUGUGUGACAGAGCUGUCAGACAACAUUGCUGUUCCAGGCAACCCUUGCUCAAGAAGUCAGCUUAUCAUAUAGAGUGUACUAUUCCAUCUAGUGCUAAUGUCUUGAACAAGGCUGUGCUCAGGUGUGGCCGUUUGUUGUUUCUCUUUUAGCUUAGUUCAGGCCAGCUUGCUUUUCUUAAAAUGCUCAACCAGACAUCUCACAUCCCAGAUAGCUUUUUCAAUGCUUGGUCGCUUCAACGCAGCAUUGAUCACAAGCAAGUUUGGCCAGUGCAACGCACAGAGGACCAUCCAUGCUUCUCCACCAGGAUGUUUGCUGCAGCCACAACAUUGGCACCAUUGUCAUGCACUAUGGUGAUGGUUUUACAAGGAGGAAUGUCAAACCUAGCUACUACCUCCUUCAACCACUGUGCGAUGCUAGAUGCAGUAUGUCUGUCCUGCAGUGGCAUGGUGGUGAGGCAGAUUGACUGCAUGUCCCAGUUAUCUGUGAUGAAGUGGCAGGUAACAGCAAGAUAGGCUUCAUUGGCUACACUUGUCCAUACAUCAGCAGUAAGAGCAAGUGCGCUGUGGUUUGUGUUAAUUGCAGUCUUCACUUCCUUGAAAAUCCUUUUUUAUUUUCUCUCCAUGAGCUUUUUUAAAAUUUGUCCUCAAGUGAAGCGUGUAACCUGGAUUAAAGGUGCGGAUCAUUAUAGUCAAGCCUUUUGUCUUUAACCAUCGACAGGGGCCUCAUGUCACUGAUGACCAUGUUAAGGAUGCUUUCAGUCAAGACAGCUGCUUGUCGUGGUGUACAUGAUGUCUCCCCCACCAUGAAGCCUGUCAUUGUUUGCUGUUUUUUUUUGUUCAAGAAUUAGAAAGACAGUAUCGUAUGACUAUGUAUUAUAGCACAAUUUACAACAACUCAAUAAAUUCUUUGUUUUCUUCGCAGUAUUAGGUCAAGGCAAGCAAGUAACCAUAUGAGCACCUAUAAAAACACACACACACGCACACACAAACACAUAUGUGUAUAUAUUUGUGUAUAUAUGUGUGUUUUAUAUUUCUGUAUAUAUAUUUGUGUGUGUGUGUGUGUGUGUACAGUUGUGGUCAAAAGUUUACAUACACUUGUAAAGAACAUGUAACAUGUAAAGAACAGAGUUUCCAGUUAUUUCUACAACUCAGAUUUUUCUCUGAUAGAGUGAUUGGAACAGAAAAAACACUCAUGAAGUUUAGUUCUUUUAUGACUUUAUUAUGGGUGAACAGAAAAAAAGGACAAAAUCUGCUGGGUCAAAAAUAUACAUGCAGCAACAUGAAUUAGCAAUUUUGGUGACUUAGAAAGUUGUGUCAAUGAAAUGAGCUUCAUAGCAAGGCCUCUUUACUUCUUGUGAGUGAUUAUGAGUGACUACAGCUGGUGACUUCUCUGAGGCCAUUUAAAUAAGGCUUAUUGGAUACAAAUACCCACAAACACUACAAUGGGAAAGUCAAAGGAGCUCAGCAUGGAUCUGAAAAAGUAAAGCCAGCUAGAUGUCUAGUUUUGAGAGUUUAGCCCCAUGCACCCCGACUCUGACCCAAACGUGACCUCUUUUUAGGCUUCUAGAGGUUGGCACUGAGUGAUGCUGUCCCUAUCUAGUACCUUUUUUACUCACUCCUCUUUUGCUUUUAUCUCAUCUGAGACUAGUGUAUCUACAUUGCCCCCUAAAUCAGAGUCCUGGUUAAUAACCCUUGUCCUCACCAACACUCCCUGCUGGGUUUCCUCUGACCUGGACUUGAAGCAGCCCUGUUUCCUGGCAGUACAAAGCUGCACAUUUUCAACAAGCAGCUACAAUGCUAUAGAUUCAUAAUUCCAAAUCUUCAACAUGUUGAAUUCUUUCUCUACCUCGAGAGAAAAUUAGAAAAAAUGUUUCUGUCUCUCAGUUCAGUCUCUUGCCGGUUGAAAGAUAAUACAGUGAGCAUUAUUAUCCUCUAUUUCUCUGAAAUGGGCCCAUACUUUUGACUAUGGCCCGAACUACAUGAAGGCGGAUAUUUAUUUAUCUGGAUAUUUUUGUACUCCCCUCUAAAUAAAUGUACCUGUCCAUACGUGUUAGUUCAAAAAAAUAUCUGCGUCCACACGUAGCCUUCAAACUCAAUCCUAUCUGGUGCCGCUUAAAAAAACUGACUGGUGGAUGUAAUUGUAUAAAAUAAGGUUCACUUGCAAGGCUGAAAUUAGCCCCAAAAGGGCAAAACAAACGUAAAGAAUACCCUGUAUGUCCGAUAUCGUUGUUGUUAUUGUUUUUGUUUUUAAUGCGCAUGUGUGAGCUGCAGUUUGACGUCAUCGAUCCGUAAAAGUCCGACCACACGAAUCCACUGCGGAUACGGGAUACAGAUAUUUUUUUAUUUCUCCACUUGUUUUUCCGGAUUCAGAUUUAUCCGGUUUGAGUGCUCCAAACUCCCGGUUUGGUGUGGUAGGGAGGCCUAAUCGGACAUAAAUAUGUGCGGUUUGAAAUAUAUCCGCCUUCGUGUAGUUCGGGCCUAUGUCUUAAACUCCAUCAUGACACCUUGUUAAAGAAUCCAGUAGUAUAGUGUAUGAAUAUGGAAAGAGUUAAACAAUGUGGAAUCUGUUUCCAAAUAGUUCUUGAUUUUUUUUAAGGUUGUACAAACUGUGUAUCAUGAAAUCUGACUCCAUAUCAGCUCUAAGAGAUCCUUUUCAUAAAAACAAAAUCAUGUUGGUGAUGAUGAGACCUUCGUAGUGACAACAAAUUAACCCAGUUGAAGGCCCUCCAUGAUUUCAUUUGCAUUGUCUUUUUAUCGGUACAGACCAGAAUACCUGAUUUUGCUGCAGAUUUAUUGGAAAAUAGUGGAAAGAAGGUUUUAAUGUUUUAGAGGAUUUAUGUUAAACAUUAGCUGUGAUUGGCUAAGACAGACCCUCAAACCUUCAGUGCCAAAGUAAGCUGUUUGUCCAUACAUGUGACACACAGUAGGUUAUCCUGUUGUUACAUGCGUAAUCUGACUGGGGUUUGUGCCAUACAGGUGGUCGUAAGACAAAUCUAUGGUAGACUGUCUUUCUUCUGUCAGUCUGUUUUCAGAUAUGUAUGUGUGGAAUGACUUUGUGUUCUCAAAACACUAGCUAAGUUGUAGCUGUACCUGUAACUGAGGGUCUCUUUAGAUUGUUGGAACAUGAGAUGGCAGACUUCUGCUUAUUAACUGUGGGGGUUUUGAAGCCAUUUGCUGUACAUUACUGAAAAGAAAACAUUGGCUAUAGAAAUAAGAGUUUGAAAAUGAUCAGCGGUUGGUUUCCCUAUGCGUGUUUUCCUAAGUCAUAGGUGCAGAAGUCCUGAAGUUUUCCUUUGAUUAAUAGCUUUCAAAUGGAAGUUUUUGUGCUUGUGAUUUUUCCUCACUUAUUUUUAAAGCAUUGUGAAUUAUUAGUAAAUGUUCAGCAUAAAACAGUAACUGAACAUAGUUCUUCAACUCAACAAAAAGGGGUAUAGUUUUUAGUGUAAUAAUACCAUAUACAUGUUGUACAGCACACUAACGAAAUUCAUGCAUGUAUCAUGAGCUCCAUAAUAUUAAUGGUUUCCAAACAGGAAAAUUCUCAUUUCUAAAUGAAUGGGGAAAAAAUGUUCACCACAUUAUGUCUAAGCUUACCUACUUAUUCAUACUGCAGCUAGAAACUCCCUUUGAACACCAGAAUACUCCACAUCUUUUAUGCAUUCUGGCUGUUAAACUUUUUUAAACUGUGAAAAUGUAGAGAGCCAUAAUAACUGUGUUUCAAGUUUUAAUGGACAACUGCCUCUCAAAGAUCAUCAAAGAAACUUCACUCAAAAUUUCAAAAGUUCCCUUCACUUUGAAGUAAAUUCAGCUGUUUUAAAGUCAGUGAUUUUUCAGCCCUUUUUGUUUUUCUCUCAGUGAUAUGCAUUAUAUGAAAAUUAACUUAAUGGGUGAGUCCCUGUUGCUCAAGACCUUGUUAAAAAUAUGUCAGACACCUUCUUGAAAACUAACUCCUAAGUUUACAAAUGUCUCUCCAGGUUUAUUGUAGCUGGUUUAUCGAAACAAAGGGUUGACACCUUUACCACCAUUGCUUUAAAUCAAGUAAAAGAGGAUUUUGCUGGUCUAAAUCUAAACUAAAUCAAAUGCCUCAUCUGUCCCACGAGUGAGACAACAGUAUCUGUUACCAUGGCAACCUCUAUUGCAGUAAAGGACACAACCGACUGAGAUGAGCUUAAUAAAUGCUCUAAGACACACACAUCAUGCAAGACACACUGUUUUUUUACACCCUCAAGCCUUUUGCUGUUAUCAUAGCUUUGGAGUUGGCAUUAACCAGGUAAGUUUAUUAAGUUAGUUAAGACUAUCUGUUGCUCACUUGCUGCUAAUUUUAAACAUCACAAAAAGCUAUUGAUAUUCUUUCCUCUCAAACUGAAUUCAGUUGCGUUUAUGUAGUUCAGCUAAACACUAGUCAUCCACAUCUUGUUUCAGUACAUUUAACACCUUUAACUCAGGUCAAGCUUUUCAGGUUUUAGCUUCUUCCUAAUCCUCAAAAGACCCCUUAAAUACUACACAUAUUUCUUAAAUUACUGUUAUAUCAAACCUUACAUUUAAAUCUUCAACCUUUAUUUUCCUUUGUGACAUAAAAAUGUAACUAUUAGGCUGAACAGUUCUCUGAAGCAUCAAUUCUUUAAUCAAUUUGUUGAGAUUCAUUUCAUUACAUCUUUCAAAGACCACUUAGCUGUACAUAAAUCCUUUUUUAUUACUCUUUCUUUGAACUGACUUUAUUGCAUUUUAUUUCUAAAGUAGUUGUGUUUGUGUGCCUACCAGUCCACAAGACUGCUACUACAAGUGUAUAAUAUAUAAUCACUAUGUUCUUAAGGGGGGCAUUGUGCAUGUUACACCAGGGUGGGCUGGGUCAUUGUGUUCACAUGUAAAGAAUGACAGAAUAUAGCGUGAAGCUCUGAAAGUACUGUGUCAUAGCUUGAAAAGGGAAACAUUUGAAACUGUAAUUUCACAUUUGUUAAGCCGUGAAGGAGGUCGCACUAUAUAUGUCUGUAGUUGAUUGCCCAGCAUGGUGCCAGUGAGGCUGUGUCACAGUAAAAGUUGAACCAGGGUAAGAUUUUUAGUUCAGCUAAUAGUGUCCUUAUACUGGUGCCCCGCUUCACCUAAUCAAGAUUGCUUUGAAUAAAUAAUCUAAAUAAAUUUUGUUGUUGUUGUUUUAUGGAUGCAGCUUUAGUUCCUGUGUGUAUUUUAGCGUCCCUGUGUGUGUUAGAGUGUGUGAAAGGGGAAUGUGGGCUGGCUGGCGGCAUGAUGACUAUCUAAAUGCUGUCUGUUUUGAAUGUAGCCUUGCCCCCUGGCAGUGCAGGGAGCCAGUGUUUGUUGUGACCAGUGCUCAUUGUGUGGAGAUCAAUAAGAUCCCCAAAAUUCACAACACACUGAGGAAGUGACCUAAUCUGACCUAACCCAAUUUAGUCUGGUCCACUGAAGCUUGUUUGGAGCACUGAGUACACAGCAGGCAGGACCAGAUGGAACCAGACUCAACAGAACUAUGUAACACUGUUACUGUUGUAAUAAACCUGGCAGUGUGUGGUUCAACCAUCCUUCUGACAGUUGUGUAUAAUGGUUACCACACUAAAGUAUGAUUUUAUAUUAAAAUGUUGAGCAAGUAUCAGUAAGCUCUAUGAACAGCUACAGAGCCUGAAAGUGUGUAUUUGCAGAGAAACCAGACACAAACACAACUGGGUGAUUGGCCGGCCACACCGCAACGGUGGUUCCUCCACAGUCCACUUCCAAGCUGGCAACAACACUGAACAACACGUUCAGACCCCAAACAAUCCUGUCAGGCAAAAAAAAAACAAAAUCAAAAAAAACAAUCUAUGCACACAGUGCAGAAUGCGUAAGUCAAAAUAUUCCUCUUCAUCGAUUUCCUUAACUUAUUACUAUCAUUAAACUUUCUUAUCAAGUGUAAUCAAGUAUCAGGGAUAUACAAUGCUCUAAUCAUUAUGAAAUGAAUAGAUGCACAUUACAUUACAUCAGGAUAUUUUAGUGCAAAUGAGCAACCAAUCAUGUACUCUUGUUCUGUCAUAUUAAUGUAACACAAUUGAAAUCAUAGAACGUAUCAAAAAUACAAUAUUUCAAAUGAUGCGCUAGAACAGAGAUUUUGCUGCAAGUCUGGUCUCUCUAUAUUAGCUGUAAUUUUUGUAAUUUAUGCUAGAUUUUUUUCAUAUUAUUAUUGUAAUUUUGUCGGCUGCUGAUGGAUACUUCUGCUGGGCGAAGAGUUUACUCAAGAGAAGAGCUCCUUUCAUUGAGGAAAAGCAACUCUGGACAACAACAUACAAUUCCAGAGGACAUCAGGAGGUGUUAUCAUGGUUGCCGUGCUGGUGCAAAGGUGAAGGCAAAGCUGAAUGCUAGGAGGUGGCGAUAUAAACCCUUUCUUCCAUCAAUCAUCAUGGGAAACGUCAACUCUCUGCCCAACAAAAGCGAUGAGCUGGAGAUCUUGGUGAAGACUGAGAAAGCAUACCGUGAGUGCAGUCUCCUGUGUUUUACUGAAACCUGGUUGAAUCAAAACAACUCGGACUCCAGUCUGGAUCUACCUGGCUUCACUCUCAUAAGGUGAGACAGAGAUGCUCAAGCUAGUGGCAAGAAGAAAGGAGGAGGUCUGGCUUUAUUUGUCAACCAGAGAUGGUGUAACCCUUCACACAUAACUGUCAAGGAGAAGUUGUCCAGAUAUUGAACUGUUGGCAGUUGCUCUUCGGCCAUAUUACGUUCCAAGAGAAUUUAGUCAUAUCAUAACAGUAGUUGUUUACAUUCCACCCAAAUCAACUGAAGAAUGUUGCAAUAUUUUGCAAAAUAGUGUUGCCAGGCUACAGACUCAACACCCUGAGGCACUAAUAAUAAUAAUUUCAGGAGACUUCAACCAUGUCGCCCUCUCCUCUCACCUGACUGGAUUCACACAGUUUGUGAACUGUCCUACCAAAGAAAACAAAACCCUGGAUCUGCUGUAUGCCAACGUCAAAGAAGCCUACAGAACCACUGCCUUACUACCACUGGGCAAAUCAGAUCAUAACUUGGUCUAUCUGCAAACCUGUUACAGACCUUGUGUGCUGAGGCAGCCUGUGAUCAAAGUCAAAAUCAGAAGAUGGACACCUCAAGCCAGUGAAGCUCUAAGGGACUGUUUGAAAUCAACAGACUGGAAUGUGCUGCUGAAAACAGAUGUGGAUAGUAUGAACACUGACAAACAGGUUGACUGCUUUACUGAAUAUGUCAACUUCGGUAGAGACACAGAACAAACCCUGGAUCACAAGAGACAUAAAAGCAAUCCUUACCAGAAAAAGAAAGCUUUUAAAGAUGUUGACAAAGAACAACUCAAACAAGUGCAACAAGAGCUGAAGAGGAGACUGAAGAUGACAAAGCUGGAGUACAAAAAGAAGAUACAGAAUAAUCUACAACACAGCAACAUCCGUGAAGUGUGGAGAGGAAUCAGAACCAUCUCUGGACACAGCAGUCAAAAGAAAAAGUGGUCACUCCCACUUCCACUGCUAAUCCACCCUCCUCUCCACAACAAAUCUCCACUACCACUUCACUCCUUCCUCCUCCAUCUCGUUCAAAUGUCCCAACCACUUCAACUCCCUCUCCCUAGAACACCAGUCCUUGUCUGUCACCGAAACAGGGGUGAGGAUGGAGCUUGGAAGACUUUGUCCUGGGAAGGCAGCUGGUCCAGAUGGUGUGUGUUCAAAGCUGCUUAGAGACUGUGCUGCAGAACUGUGUCAACCUCUCCACAGGAUCUUCAACCUGAAUCUACAGCUGGGGCGGGUACCUGCUCUGUGGAAAACCUCCUGCAUUGUGCCAGUACCAAAAACAAAAUGUCCUGCUGAACUCAAUGACUACAGACCAGUGGCCCUCACUUCACACAUCAUGAAAACCCUGGAGCGGCUGAUUCUACGCCUUCUGGGGUAUACAGGACUGUCUCAGAAAAUUAGAAUAUUGUGAUAAAGUUCUUUAUUUUCUGUCAUGCAAUUAAAAAAACAAAAAUGUCAUACAUUCUGGAUUCAUUACACAUUAACUGAAAUAUUGCAAGCCUUUUAUUAUUUAAAUAUUGCUGAUUAUGGCAUACAGCUUAAGAAAACUCAAAUAUCCUAUCUCAAAAAAUUAGAAUGUUUCCUCAGACCAAGUAAAAAAAAAAGGAUUUAUAAGAGCAAAACAAAAUCAAACAUUUGAAAAUGUCAAUUAAUGCACUCAGUACUUGGUUGGGAAUCCUUUUGCACGGAUUACUGCAUCAAUGCGGCGUGGCAUGGAGGCAAUCAGCCUGUGACAUUGCUGAGGUGUUAUGGAUGCCCAGGAUGCUUCAAUAGCGGCCUUGAGCUCAUUUGCAUUGUUGGGUCUGGUGUCUUUCAGCCUCUUCUUCACAAUACCCCACAAAUUCUCUAUGGGGUUCAGGUCAGGGGAGUUGGCAGGCCAAUCAAGGACAGUAAUGCCAUGGUCAGUACACCAGUAACUGGUGGUUUUGGCACUGUGGGCAGGUGCCAGAUCAUGCUGGAAAAUGAAAUCAUCAUCUCCAGAGAGCUUUUCAGCAGAUGGAAGCAUCUAGUGCUCUAAAAUCUCUUGGUACACAGCUGCAUUGACUCUGGACUUGAUGAAACACAGUGGACCAACACCAGCAGCUGACAUGGCUCCCCAAACCAUCACUGACUGUGUGAACUUCACACUGGAUUUCAAGCAACUUGGAUUUUGCUCCUCUCCAGCCUUCCUCCAGACUCUGGCGCCUUGACUUCCAAAUGAAAUACAAAACUUGCUUUCAUCUGAAAAGAGGACUUUGGACCACUCUGCAACUGCCCAGUGCUUCUUUUCCAUAACCCAAGUCAGACGCUUCUUCCGUUGUCUUGAGUUCAGGAGUGGCCAUGGGAAUACGGCUAUUGUAGCCCAUUUCCCGAACACGUCUGUGAACAGUGGCUUUUGAUACCUGGACUCCAGCUUCAGUCCACUGUCUUUGAAGCUCCCCCAAAUUCUGGAAGCGGCUCUUCUUCACAAUGCUGUUAAGGCUGCGGUCCUCUCUCUUGGUUGUGCAGCGUUUCCUGCCACAUUUCCCCCUUCCAACAGACUUUUUGUGAAUGUGCUUUGAAACUGCACUCUGUGAACAGCCUGCUCUUUUAGAAAUUUCUUUUUGUGUCUUACCCUCCUGAUGGAGGGUGUCAAUGAUGGUCCUCUGGACAGCAGUCAGGUCAGCAGUCUUCCCCAUACUUGUGAUUUAGUUUACUGAACCAAGCUGAGUGUUUUUAAAGGCUCAGGAAACCCUUGCAGGUGUUUCAAGUUAAUUAGACAACUCAAGUGAUUAGUUAAAUAGCCUAUUAGUAUACUUUUUCAUGAUAUUCUAAUUUUUUGAGAUAGGAUAUUUGAGUUUUCUUAAGCUGUAUGCCAUAAUCAGCAAUAUUAAAAAAAUUAAAAGGCUUGCAAUAUUUCAGUUGAUGUGUAAUGAAUCCAGAAUGUAUGACAUUUUCAUGUUUUUAGUUGCAUUACAGAAAAUAAAGGACUUUAUCACAAUAUUCUAAUUUUCUGAGACAGUCCUGUAAGGUCAAAGACAAACUGGACUCCCUGCAGUUUACAUACAAAGAACACAUUGGAGUGAAUGAUGCUGUCCUCUACAUGCUUCACUGUGCUCUGUCCCAUCUGGAGGAACCUGGGGUUUAUGUGAGGAUCAUGUUCUUCGACUUUUCAAGUGCAUUCAACACCAUUCAACCCACCAUCCUCAAAGACAAGCUCACAGAGAUGGGAGUGAAUCCUUCCUGUGUUUCCUGGAUCACAGAUUACCUGACAGGAAGGCCACAGUUUGUCAGGCUGAGGAACUGUGUUUCUGGGACAUUAAUGAGCAGUACAGGAGCUCCACAAGGGACAGUGCUGGUGCCAUUCCUGUUCCCUCUGUACAUGUCAGACUUCAAAUACAGUACUGAGUCCUGCCACAUCCAGAAAUACUCAGAUGACACCGCUAUUGUGGCCUGUAUCAGAAAAGGACAAGAAGCUGAAUACAGAGAUCUGAUAAGAGCCUUCAGUGACUGGAGUCACAAAAACUGCCUCCUCCUCAACACCUCAAAGACAAAGGAGAUGGUCAUAGACUUCCAUAGAUCCAAACCCCCUCUUCAGCCAGUGAACACCUGUGGAGUGGACAUUGAAAUGGUGACAUCAUAUAAAUACCUAGGUGUACAUCUGGAUAAUAAGUUGGAUUGGGCUAAGAAUAUAGACUACAUCUACAAAAAGGGGCAGAGCCGCCUCUUUUGCCUGAGAAGACUCUGAUCAAUAGACAUCUGUAGUAGGACGCUGCAGAUGUUUUAUCAGUCUGUGGUGGCAAGUGUUCUGUUCUACGCUGCAGUCUGCUGGAGGGGAAGCAUCACACACAAAGAUGCAAGAUGUCUUAACAAACUGGUGAAAAAGGCUGGCUCUGUGGUAGGACUCAAGCUUUACUGGGUGGAGGAUGUGGUGGAGAGAUCUACACUGAGGAAGGUGGAGACUAUUCUCAAGAACAUGGAUCACCCACUUCACAACACCUUGAUGGACCAAAGGACCGAUGGUGGUGGACAGCGCCUCUCUCUUCGCUGCAGGACAGAAAGAUUUAGAAGAUCUUUUGUACCAACAGCCAUCAUGCUUUAUAUUUCCUCUGUAAAUAAUAGAUAACUUUUAUAGACAUAUUACGUGAGACAACAGACAAUUGAAUUUCCCUUCAAUAAAGUUCUUAUUCUUAUACUCUGUUUCUGCUUUUUAACAUGUUAAACCUACCUGUUAUUAAUCCAUUAAAUGAUAGGAACCAACCAUGUGUGAAAUAUAAGAAUACAUAUAAUAGAUACACUAAGUAAUACAUACAAUACAUCAGUUACAAAGGCAAACACUCCCUCAAUAAACUAGCUAUUAACUCAAACUCAAGCACACUGCACCUUUAAUGGUGUGAAACACUAUCACUACUCUGCCCACAAUGCUAUAACUAUAGCUACAUUAACCAAAGUAGCAGCAAUACAAAAGCAACAGCUGGCUGUUAGCUUAUGAUAACGGUUAGCCCGACGCUAACGCAGUUUAAAUCCAUUGGUCUCUGAUGCCCAUUAAAUGUUUUAAAAAUGGACCACCUAUCAAACGUGUACUACUUUCAUCAUCUUUUUUCUACAUGUCACUGUGGGAGCAUUUAGGAACUGCAGAGACAAGUUGUAGUAGUUUUGAAAGUAGAAUGUUUUCCCAUUCUGCUGAUGCUGGGAUUCAUUUGCUAAAGAGUUUGGGUUCUCCAUAGUGUGUUGAAUCAUUUUCAGUGGUGAUCAAGUCAAGACUAUAGGCAGGACAGUUAAAGGUGGGAUAGGCAGGAUUCCGUUAAGAACAUUUUAACAUUUUGAAUCUUUUAACAUCAGUCAAUAGGUAUUACUUAUUGAUGACAUUUGGGAACAUAAUGAUAUCGCUGUGUUUUGUUAUGUCUGUGUAGUCAAUAUUUAAAAAUUUUUGAGCGGCCUGCUCUUUCUGACUGUAAACAAAGCCAUUCUCUGCCUCCCCCAAACUGGUUGGUUGUGAGGCAGACGCUGCUUCCUCAUGUUGUGAGGCAUGCUCCACGUCCUUGAAUAACGUUCAGAAGCCCAAACAAAGUUAGCGUGCUACAAUAUCGGACAGUAGAAAACAACCAGAAAGUACGGAAGUUGUCUGAAUUCUCCUCUGGCCUUGAGUGCCAACAUAAGCAAGAAAACAAAGUAAAUACCGGAGACUCUGGUGGAAUAACGGGGCAUUUAAAAAGAGGUAGACCACCCAGACAAGAGCUAAAAAGCUGUGUCAAAUUCAAUGAAGUAUAAAUGCUUUGGGGACGCUUCGGGAUCCUAUGGACCCUGUAACCUUUCUGUUGGACAGGUAAACCGCUUUAACAAAGUAAGCCAAGUGUCUGUAACAGAAGUGUUUCUUGUCAAACGGGACCUGCUGUAGCGUGUUGACCUCGGGUCCUGGAGUAUGUCACUUUAUCGUAGUUGUAGAAGUCCUGCAAACAUUGUGUUUGCUGGUAGUCUGUUGGCAUCUACAGUAGCACCAACGCUGUUUACUUUCACGUUGACUGGGCUCCAUUUGUAAUUAUCUGAAGUAUUUAUCUGCAUUAUAUCUGAAUUUAAUUAGAACAAUACGAGCGAGCAGGAGCGUCUGUUUGUGACUUCUAAUUUUGGACUGCUACCUCUGCACACCCAGUGUGUGUGUGAUCUAGCAACUAUGCCAAACUCCUUUAAUGGCAUCCCACAUCAAUGAUUUCUGAAAGAAAUUUCAAGUUUUCUCUCACCAAACCACUGUACAAAUGUUCUUUUCUCCAGCUUACUUAAUCUCAGAAAAGCAUGUUUGCCCUGAAGGAGAUGGCCUUUCCAGAUCUGGUUCAUAUACUGUUUCCUCUUAACAUGGUAGAGUCAAAAUUAGCAUUUGUGGGUGAAGUGUGUUCACAGACAGUGGUGUCUCGAAGUGUCACUGAGCUGAUGCAGUGCUGUCCAGCACACACUGGGAUUUUUGUACAGUGCUGUCUGAGGUCCUGAACAUCACAUCCAUUCAAUAUAGAUUUCCGGUUUGUCCCCAGGGUACAUAAAUCUGACUCGUUUCUAGGGUUGGGUAUCGAGAAUCGAGUAUCGAUGGGGACCGGGACUAACAUUUCAAUUCUUCCGGUAUCGUUCAAAUAUUAAAAUUUCGAUUCCAAGUUUCAAUGCCGGAGUCCGCCGACCGGAAGAAAUAGCGGCCGAAAAUCAACGAAGAAGAAGCCGCUUAACACCAACGAGGACGGAGCGUAUGAGACGAAGCCACACAGAAAGUGAAGAGAGACAGAGAGAGAAAGUACAUUGUAACCCACAGCAAUGCAGCCGCUGUGGGUUACAAUCUCUCUCUGUCUCUCUCCUCUCAUGUGUGACUUCGUCUCAUACGCUCCGUCCUCGUUGGUGUUCGGCAGCUUCUUCUUCAUUGGUCAAAAGUUUGGCUAACUUUAGCAGGAAGAAUGAACUCUUAUCUCAAUGCAACAUUAACAAUACAGUUAUAUCAUGCAAAGGAGGGUAAACGACCAACAUGAUUAAACACCUCAGGAUUCAUGGAGGAGAAAUACCCGAGUGCUCGUCUUUGACGCGCUUCGCCGGUGUUGUGCCAGAGAAUGCACCCCUGCUGUUGAAUGCACACCUGACGGGAGCGCGGUUGAAAGUACACAACAAGGCGAAACAAUCAAAGUUUUUCUUACCGUUGGACGGAAUCUAAAGCGUGUGCCUUUAAUGAUUUCAUUCAGACUAUUCAGAUAUGCCGAAAACAACAGCCCUCUGCUUCUGAAUAUUUACUGUCCUGAAAAUAUAAUGUUCUCUACAUUAACAGCUUACUCUACAGUCUAUAUACCCAAGUACACCUUUAUGUGUGCAUUUUUUAGACACAUGAAAACAAAACGAAAGUUUACUGCUCCAUUUGACAUGUUUUCAUGAUCUAAUACUCAUGUUUUUUUAAAAUAUGAGAUCAUUGUCUUCCACUUUAAGAAGCUAAUGAGUGGAGAGGAGGCAUUCUACGGCAGGGGUGCAUUCUACAGCACAACACCUGUCUUCCGCUAACCAGUCAGGAUCAGAUAAGUGAAACAAUAAAUGACUUCUGUCCUCUGCUAACUUUGAAACGGUAAACAAAUUGUACUGUGUAUGGUGAGUAAACUUAAAUAUCCAACUAACUUUAGCCCUUGUACUUUUUCAUAGACAAAUGACCUGACAACAAAAAUUGAUAUUUAUAUACUGGUUGAAAAUAGCCCUGUGAGAAAUUCAUAGUAAAGUUCUUAAAAAGUUAAUAUGAUUUAAAAAUUCAUGGAGAAGUUCAGAAAUUUCAUCCAAAAAGAAGAGCUCCGGUUAGCGCCCUCAUCCAACCUUUGCUUUUUUAUUUUUAUUUUUUGAUAUCCUGCCUUUUAAAAGAAUCGAAAUAGAGAAUCGAUAGGAAUCGGAAUCGAAAUCGGAUUCUAAAUCGUUCAAAAUCAAAGGAUACCCAACCCUACUCGUUUCUCUGUCUACUUAAUGGUGCUGUGCACUGUUGAGAAUGAGAUCAGGGUUUCCCCUACAUGUAAUUAGUUGUGGCGCACCGCCACAGUGAAAUAAAAGCCGCCAAAGUUCUAAAUCGAACAAAGCUGGAACAAAUAUGACAUAGAGUAAAUAUGCUCCAGUUUCCAGGGUUGUACCCCAUUAUUUACUGCAUACCUGCCAACACUCCCGUUUUUCUAUAUUUCAGACCUAUCUCCUGCCCACCUCCUAACCCAAAUGUUGGCAGGUAUGAUUUACUGUCCCCUCUAGUAUAUGCACCAGUAUUGUUAAAGGGUUGUUGCUUUUCAGUGAAUAUCUUUGAUUUGUCUGCAGUUGUACAUCACUGUUAAUUUAGAGAUGUUUCAGUGAAAGUAAACAGUGUUAUUUAUGUUGCUGUCACCUCCCCCAUUCCUUUCACAUAGACCAAGGCAGACAGCACCAGAAUACAGCAGACCAAAUGUGCUGCAUCACACACACACACACACACACAUCACACACACAUCACACACACAUCACACACACACAUGGAGAGAGGGAGAGAGAGAGAGACCACCACCACAGGUUCCUGAAACAUUUGUCUUCUUUUGCAAAAUGCAAAAAUCAUCAAUGGCAGAAUGAAGCUAAGCUUGUGCAGUUCUCUGUGUGUUCAUAAGAGACAGGUCAAUACAAAAGUCCUUACCUUUGGACAUACUGCUUUAUAUAUCACCAACUGCCUUUGUUUCCUGCUUAUUUUUAUGCUUUCUGCUGACAAGCCAUUGAUUUCAUUUGUCCCCGCCCCCUUUGUUCUGAUGGGUUCCAUCAAAUACAACUUUCACUUGAGAGUGUGGUUGGGAAACUAAUGGCACGUAAUGGAUAUAAUGGAUUGUGCUUUCAGUCUGCCUUUUAUCUAUGACAAAUAUUGCCUGUGAACACACACUCACUCAGUGAUGAAAAUCUAAGCUGCUCCUUUUCUUUAAAUUUCUGUACUUUUGUUGCCUGGAAAACAAUGAGGUGUCUUGCAAAUCUGUCCUUAAAUGAUUAUUGAUUGUCUUUUUAUCAAGGGAUUUGGCGGGAAUGCAUCAAAAUAAGUUGCUAUAGUCUGGUGUAGUGCUUGAAUAAAUAAAACUGUUAAUUAGUUACAUAAAUGUAUUAGGUAAGUAUAAAGGUCAAAAGAGGGAUCAGUAAAAAUGCUCAAGCGUUAAAAUGGCAUUUGUGUAGUCAAAAGAUGUUUGUGACAUUUGCAGAAACUAUAUGUUUGUUGUUGAGAUGAGACUCAGGUGACUGCGUUUUUUUUUUGUUUGUUUGUUUUUAACAGUUUUGUUUAUUGAAGGCAAUAGGUUUGCAGUAACUAUGAGUUGCAGUGUUGCACCAACAAACACACAAUUAAACAAAAAACAAAAACAAACAACAUUGGUACAGGGCAGUCAGUUCGGUCAUUCUAUGGCUCACGGCUGUGAGUAUGCAUAACAGUCUCAGUCCUUAAAGCGGAAUAAAAAAGGUAAGACAAAAGAAGAAACACUAAAGACAUACAGACUUCAAUACAAUAAUUACAGGUUUUAGUUGAUAAACAGAGGCCAGCAGCAGGACAGAGCAGGAUCUUAUUCAGGAACAAUUGGGAAAAUGGUGUUUUCUAAAUAUUAUUGAAACGACCCCACAACUUUCUGAAUUGUGGUUUUGUAUUUCUGAAAUGGUUUAGACUUGUCAUUUGAUUGCGGGAACAUCAGAAAUUCAUGCUCGGAAAGGUCAUAAAGGAACUCUUAGCUUGCUGUUGCUCCCCAGCAGACUGCAGCAUAGAAUAGAAUACUGUAGACACCACAGACUGAUAAAACAUCUCCAGCAUCUACAAAACCCAAUUCCAUUGAAGUUGGAAAAUUGUGAUAAAAGUAAAUAAAAACAGAAUACAAUGAUUUUACACCACCACUUUUUUUAUGGCAUUUAAAUUGUGUAUAUUGUAGAAAGCUUUAUUUUUUCUUCUCCCUUUUCUAAUUUUUUUCUUAAUUAUUACAUUUAUUUAAGUUCUUAAUAUUAGGACCCUUAUUGUUAUAACUGCAUUUUUGCACUUUUUGGCUUGUCUGUGAUGCUGCUGUGACAAAAAAAUUUCCCCCAUGGGGGAUCAAUAAAGGAAUAUUCUAUUCUAUUCUACUAUCAAUAGAGCUUUAUUAUGAAUCACAGUUUAUAUCGCACCACUAAAGUGGAACGAACCAACACGAUCUCAUUCAGCCAAUACAGCCUAAUUGUAGGCUAAGCUAAUGUGUAUUCAUGGCACUUCCUGAACGCAGGGUGAUGGGGUGGGGAAGGAUGGGGAGGCCUGUCACUCAUGGCAGACCGCGCCCCUCUCAGUCGAGGCCCGCCCCCACUGAAAAACAGGCUCAAAAGUGAACCUGAAACUUUUCAAGUUGAAUCUGAAAAAAGAUCUGAAUCUGAAAAAAAAAAAUCUGAAACCGAAAAAAAAGUUUUGAAUCUGUAAAAAUAAGAUCUGAAUCUGAAAUAAAUAAAUAAAAUUCAAUCGGGAAAAAAAAGUACUCAAAGAUCGAAAUAUACAUUGAAGUGAAAAAUAGAAAUAAGUAAUUUAUUCAAAAGUAUUAAAAAACAGAAUCAAAGUUACAUUUGAACAGAUUUUUUUCAUGCAUUCUGGUGUUUUUUCAAAGUUCAAUUUUGAAAUUCAAGACUUUCAGGUACCAUUUUAUUUUUUUCAGGUUCAAAUCUUAUUUUUUCACUUCACUUUUUAUUUUUUCACUUACACUACUUUUUCAAUACUAUUGAGCCUGAUCUGGCUCCAUAGACUGCACUCAUGGUAUGCUUUCUCAGUUGUCACUAAUAUCUCCAGCUUGUCACUUUUGUUGGGCAGAGUUGACGUUUCCCGUGAUGACUGAGUAUCACAUUGUCCAGUAUCCAGUAUUAAACACAGCUGGGUUAUGAAUAAGGAAGUAGACCUUUUUGCUGGCAUAAUGCAUGUGUAGUGUUUAAAAUUAUGGAGUUGUGUUAAUUGAACUUUUACAUAGAGUGAUGUUAUUUUUCAGGGUUAAAGGCCUGCUACCUUCAACAUGCAGGCAAUUUGCUGAAUCAUGGCUGGCAUUCUUGUGGCUAACACACUGUCCAGUCAGCUCCAGGAAUCUCUCUCUCCUUCUCACACACACACACACACACACACACACACACACACACACACACACUCUCUCUCAGAUGAAAUGUUGUGGAUGACUCUGCUUAAUCUAUUGGAAUUUCCACUUUUUUAAUUGUCUUUUUGUAAUGUAACAAAGCAUUAAUGUCAUUGUAGACAUUUACCCGCUAUAUCAGUAUGCAUGCAUGAUGCAUGAUAUUAUUAGCGUAAGAUCUGUAUUAAAGUUGAGGUUGAGGCAGGAUCUGAGUAAGUAUCAGUUUUGGGGCGAAAAUUUGAAUGUAAACACUACCCCUCCCUUUCACUUUUUCCCCAGCUCCUCCUCUCCCCUCCCUCCCUAUUCCAGUGAGCCCGCCCAUAAACAGACGCUUGUACUCACUUGUAUCGUUCCAAUUCACCUGUAAUUUACUAGCAGAAUACCUGAAGACUUCGACCAUGUCUGAUUCUGAGGUAAGAGCACUUUCAGUGAUACUAAAGUUAAAUUUUUACUAUUACAUACAACUAACCGUGACAUGUUGUAUUAUUCUUAAGUAUAAUUUGCCAAAAUGACAGAAAACGGAGCUCAGCUAGCUUACUGUAUACCAGCUGAGCUAGUGAGCAUUAGCUCUUUCUACCGACUUUAGAGUUAGCCAUAGCAGCUAGCUUCCUGCAUACAGGUUACAAAAGCAGACUGUGGCAAAUUAUAAACAACUCUCUCUGGUGCUUUUUUCAGAAAGAUAGCACUGACUGUUAGGAUGAAUACACCCCAGCAAGUUGAGGUAGAGAGGGUUCCAGAGGCAGGCCACCACAAGCCGGGCAGCAAAGCUUUGGGCCGGGCAGAGGCAGAGACUGGGGGAGAGGUCAACGAAUAGACCAGGGUCCCUGUGCCUUGGCACUAGAGGAUCUUACCCAUGUAGAGGGAAUCAAGCUCAGAGACUGGCAGAUGAUCAGGUAUGCAUGACUAAUACGAUAGUUUCACUGACAUAAAAUGAGGUAUGCCAUUUCUGGAAAUGUAUGAUUGUAGUGAAUUUUCCGAUUUACAUCCGAUUUUACAUUCCCCAGCCUGGGUUAGAAGCCUGAACCUGGAGGAGCCGAAGUAACUUCCCACAUAUGGAUAGACAGGCUGCCUAGAAGGGUCUGGAACAACAUUGGAGUUACUGCAGACUGCCCUGACCCUGGAGAAAGCAACAAGUAGUCCUGGUUUGCCACAUAUAGACAUUGUGAUCUGGCAAUAUGGAGACAGGGGCUCAGAGCAGUGAUUCACGGGUCUUGUGUCCGGAGAAUAUUGAAGUGCUUUUUUAAAAGGCUAUUUAUCUAUAUGUAAAUGCUGUUUUAUACAUGUGUUUUUUAUUGUACUAUUGUUAUUAUAAAAUUGUUUUCUAAUAAAUUAGAAAAGGUAUAUGUGUUUCAUUACCAAUCACAUCAGCAAAGACUAAACAACAACAGUAAUGGUGCAUAAAAGAUGACACAAGAUAAAAUAGGAUAAGCAUAAUAAGAUAACAUAAAUUUAUUGAAAUAAUAAUAUCCAAACAAUAAGUCCACUUGGUCAGAUGUACAUCUUGUGGGGCCUUUAUGGUGUACAAACUGAUGAAGAUAUUGUCUAAAACAUCUGUUCUACUUAUUUCAUCUGUAAACUUUCCAAGCUGUUUCAUAAGUCAACAAAAUUCCGAUAUACUGGGUUUUUUUUUAAACAGCAAUGGUGCUUCUGUAUAAAAACAUAUAUAAUGCAGGCAAAUACUUGAGAUAAUUAGAAAUGGGGCCCAAUCAAUAUGAAAGUAAAAAGCAUUGGUACUGCUGUAGAUGCCAAAAGACUACCAGCAAACACAAUGUUUGAAGGAUGUCUACAACGAGGAUAAACUGGCAUACUCCAGGAACCGAGGUCAACAGUUUGGCGCUACAACACGCAGCAGGUCCCGUUUGACAAGAAACACUUCUGUUACAGGUACUUAACAGAAGAACAGACACUAGUGCUAUUUACAUUUGUGUUACAGACAUAAAUGUAUAUAGCACCAGUGCUAAUAUAGCAGCAUGCUAACGGGCUACCUACGAACACAAUGCUUUUACCUACUGUGCAACUUAAACGUGACACAUUAUAGGACAAAAGGUAAAAUAAACUUAGUGGUUUACUUGUCCAGCAGAAAGGUUAUAGGGUCCCUUAGACCACGAAGCAUCCCCCAUCAAUCAAGCUUCACUGAUGUUCCCCAGCUUUUUACCUUUAGUCUGGUCUACCUCCUUUUCAAGCACCUGUUGUUCUGCCAGAGUCUGCGGUAAUCACUUUGUUUUCUUGCUUGUGUUGGCAGUCAUGACCAAAGGAGGAUUCAGACUUUUUUUCUGUACUUUCUGGCUGGUUUCUACUGUCUGAUAUUGUUGCACACUAACUGUUUGGGCUCACUUUUUUUAAAUUAGUUAAUUCAUUCAUUCAUUCAUUCAUUUUUUGUUUAUUGUCAAUUAAAUGCAGUUGACAGACAUAUUACAACCAUAUGGGGUGAGGGGGUUACAGAUGAAAAUAGGUUGAUGUAAAACACAUUAUUCCAGUAUAACCUAACAUUGGGAGUACUGAUGUUUUCUUUUUUGAAAUAGUGUAUGUACAGUACAGUUGUUUUUUGCUAAGAGGUAGAUUCGACCAACCUCUGUCUGUACAGGCUUCAGAGGUAAGGGGUCAAUCUUGGGCAACAUAACAUUUUUCAAUAGCAUAAUCACACCAGAGGGUAUUGGAUCAAAUACUAUUGCAUAUUCUUUUGGAGGAAUAGAAAGUGUAUAUUUAUUUAAAAUUCUGAAUAUGAUAAUAAUGUGCUGUUAAAUUUGAACAGCUGACUAGAGUUAUGCCAUUGGUGAACUAGUUCUUUAGGAAAAGUGAUUUGCAUUUGUAUAGUAUGUCCCCAUUAUUCCAAAUAUGAUAUCUGUGGGGGGUGAAGUUAUAUUUAUAAACCAGAGACCAGGAAACAGAGUAUCUGUUUAUGAAAGUUGGCUUGUUUUGUGGGAAGGUUUUCAAUAUUGAAGGUGCAGAGUAACAAAAAAUGAAGGAAAAUACAUAGUUGGGAAUAAAGUUCCAGAUUGAUGUUGGGUUUCUAAUCAAUUGUCUGAUCCAGUUGAUUUUGAAUGUGUUAUGAAUGAGAGUGGAAAAGUCAAGAAAACUAAAAACUGCAUUUUCAUGAGGAUUCAUUAAAGUAGAUAUUUUGAUAUAGUUUUGUUUUUCCACACUAAGUUUUAGAGAAUUUUAUCAUUAGCUGAGGUGGUCCAUUUAUUUACAUCCAGAGAUAUUGCUGUAUAUGUAAGCAGAGAUAAGCCCUCUGCUUUAGAUUGAAGAAUUCUGCCCUAAAGGGAUAGAUCUCUCCGGAGCCAAGAGUUAAAUUUUUUCAUUUUUUUCUAUGAUUUGGGUAAAGUUCAGAGAGUAUCUGUUGCCUAUGUUUCUGUUGAUGAUGAUUCCCAAAUAGGUGACUGACUCUUUUACAUGCAGGUAUGUUGGAAGUUGAAGUAAUACUACAGUUUUUUGAUUGGUAGCAGUUUGCACUUACUUAGAUUCAGGUGAGUUUCGGAUGCUCUAGAGAAAAAGUUAAAUUAAUAGCAGAAAUCGGUGAGGCAAUUUUUAAAAAUUAGGAAGCGUCAUCUGCCAGUUGACUGACGACGACUUCCCUGUCUGCUAUAGAUAUCCCUUUUUAUGGGGCUCUGCAUGAUAAGGUCACAGGGCAACUGAGCACAUAUCAAAAAUAAGUAUGGUGACACAGGACAACCCUGCCUGAUUCCACAACUUGAAUCAAAAUGUGGACAAGUACCUGUCUGCAUUUUAAUUGAGCAGUUUACUUUCUUGUACAUAGUUUCAAUUGCUGAACAAAAGUACUUACCAAAUCCAAAUUUCUAUAAUGCCUAAGACAUAAAUUUGUGUUCAAUGGUAUCGAGUCUGAUGCUGUUGAGUAUAUGUCUGCCCUUUAGAAAUCCUGUUUGCAUUUAAUUAAUAAUGUAAUUCAAUACUACUUUAAGUCUUUCGCUAAAAAAUUCCAGCUAUUAUUGCGAUUAUAUUAUAUAACUAUUAUAUAGCAUUAUUGAGGAGACAUAAACGUCGAUGCAGAGUGGGUCCUGACUAGGCUAAGGAAUAAGUGUUAAAAGCGGGAGAAGGAGUUUGGUUUUGGAUCUUUCGGCGAAUACACUAUGGAGGAAGGGGGUUAGUUUAUCAGCAAAUGUUAGGAAGAAUUUAGAUGUUAAGCCAUCAGUUCCAGAAGAUUUGUUUAAGUUGCUGAAUGGCAGAACUUGCUUGUCACAGAUGUCCCUCUGGUCAUUAUUAAUAAAUUUUAACUGAGAAAGACAUCCAAAACAGUAAUCUGAACAGUGAUUGUAUACCUUUUGUGGAUCAUGUGGAUAUUGUUUUUAAUAGCAGUUCGCUUUGCUGCACGACUUUUCCACUCUAAAGAAAUACACUGUGUUUUGCUCCCCUUCCUCCAGCCAUUGUUUUCUGAAUCUCACAUAAGCUCCUUCUGCUUUAACUCUGUAGAUUUCAUCUAGCUGCUGCUCAGUUAAUUCUUGUUUGGUAAUGGUAAUGCAAAGAAGAGCAAAACAACCCUCCUUUAACAUCACAAAUUAAAUUGUGGAUCUCAAGAAACUUAAUUUAGAGCACUAAAAGCUUCUGAAACAUAGGCAUGAAAUAGCAUAAUUGAAAACUUGUCAGUGGUAUGUAAGAAUAUGGAUAAUAAUAAUAAGAAGAACCUUAUUUUAUCCCUGAAGGGAAAUUCAACUGUCUGUUGUCUCACUUGUCAUGUCUACUAUUUAUAGAAGAAUUGUAAAGUCUGAUGGCUGUGGGUGCAAAAGGUCUUCUGAAUCUUUCUGGCCUAUAGAAAAGAGAGAGGAGCCGUCCACCACCAUUCGCCCUUUGGUCCAUCAAGGUGUUGUGAAGUGGGUGAUCCAUGUUCUUUAGAAUAGUCUCCACCUUCCUCAGUGUAGAUCUCUCCACCACAUCCUCCACCCAGUAAAGCUCGAGUCCAACCACAGAGCCAGCCUUUUUCACCAGUUUAUUCAGAUGUCUUGCAUCUUUGUGUUUGAUGCUUCCUCCCCAGCAGACUGCAGCGUAGAACAGAACACUGUAGAUCUACACCACAGACUGAUAAAACAUCUGCAGCGUCCUACUACAGAUGUCUAUUGAUCGGAGUCUUCUCAGACAAAAGAGGCGGUUCUGCCCCUUUCUGUAGAUGAAGUCUAUAAUCUUAGACCAAUCCAACUUAUUAUCCAGAUGUACACCUAGAUAUUUAUAUGAUGUCACCACUUCGAUGUCCACCCCACAGUGGCUGAAGAGGGGGUUUGGAUCUAUGGAAGUCUAUGACCAUCUCCUUUGUCUUUGAGGUGUUGAGGAGGAGGCAGUUUUUGUGACUCCAGUCACUGAAGGCUCUUAUUAGAUCUCUGGAUUCAGCUUCUUGUCCUUUUCUGAUACAGGCCACAAUAGCGGUGUCAUCUGAGUAUUUCUGGAUGUGGCAGGACUCAGGGCUGUAUUUGAAGUCUGACAUACAGUGUGAACAGGAAUGGUGCCAGCACAGCAAAGAAAUGUGGCAGGGACUAUCCAAAGUUAAAGGAGUGGGUAGAACCAUUGAAUUUGGUGGUCUUUUGCCUAUCAGCAUAGUGGAAGAUUAGGGCUUUCACAGGCUAACGGAUUGGUUUGGGGUUCUGUUUCGGUAAUGGGAAAAAUCAGUCUGAAAAGAUCUGCAUGUCAGAUACUGGCAAAAAUCUGUCAUUGUGCAUCCUUACCACUCUUCUACAAUUGCGCACAUUGCUGAAAGCAUGGAAAGACUGAAUCAUUUAAGGGAGAAGAAAGACACCAUUCACCGUGAAGGCGUUUAAAAAAUUCAGCAAGAUACCCUCAGAAAUGCGCUGAGGGACAGAACUCUGCAGACAAAAUUUGAUCAUAACAGAUUUCAAAUGAUAACAGGUCUUGCUAUAUUAGAACAUUUACUUUUAGAGGAAUUUCUAAACAGGAGCUGAUAAGAAUCAUGUUAUGCAUUUAAAAAGGGAGUUUGCUGAGCCUCAUCCUGGCCACUCAGGAGCACAAGCUGGGGGACAAGGCAUUGUUGUUUCAGACUGCUUCUCAAAAAGUAGGAGCUGUCUGUGUGUCCCGCUGUCCUACUGAGGUGUCACACCAAUGUUUAUUUGCUUUGCUCGGGUCAUUAAUGUCCAACAGUCCCUGUACUUGGCCGUGAUGACAUGAGAGCUCCAUCCAGUGAGUGUCUUUUCCCAUAGGGUCCAAUAUUUAUUCUUGCUUUGUGUGAGCUAAUCCUCUUUUCUAUAUUUUGUGGCUGAAUGAGGUAGGCUACUGGAGGGAGGGGAACAUUUUGUUUUUUACUCCUCUUGUUCCCUCAGUGGUCUAGCCAACUGCUUUGUAUUAGCAUGAAUAAAGCAAAAACAUUUUGCCCUUAUUCGUGUGCAUAUCUGGCAUUCAGCCCUUUAUUGGACUAGUUUUUCUAAAUGAUAAAUUGAAUUUAACAUAACUCGGCAGAAAUAAAAUAUUCAUCAUAGUAAUCAAAUUUAACAAUAAAGAUAACUCGGAUGCAUGGUUGUCGGUCUGUGUUUUAUGGAGUUGCAUGCAGAGAUGUCCCUCUUUGUUUCUUCACCUGAAAGCUUGCUUUUACUUUGAAACUGUUCUGAAUCCAUGCUGCUCUUCAACCAUGGUCAGCCCUCUUAAUAGUGCUGCACUGCCACCUGAUGGAUGGAUGGAACAGCCCACAUAAACCAGACUCACAUUUUUUAGAAUGUCUACGGGUCAUGUGAUAGCUACAGUGAGCCCUCGAAGUACCAAAUACUGUGUUUCAUAGCAAUGGCUUCGUUACUGCUACUGUGAGUGCGUCUUUAGGUAAGUGGGUCUUGCAGAAUAACCAAAAUCUGGUUGACAGUACAGGGUUGAGUUUCUAUUAUAAGAAUAUAUACUUAGUUGCCUCCAGUUAAGCAAGUUGUAAAGUGUCUGCUCGGCAUUGGAACAAUUAUUUUUGCUUAGUGUUAGCUGUUUCUGAAUCGUUUCACAUUUACUGUGUUUUAGUGUAUAUGGUGUCCUGAUGUGUUUUGCGCAAUCAUAAUGUUGCUGUUUUUUCACUCAGCCAUUUCAAUAACUUUCAGUCUCUCUUUUCAAACUAAACUUCAGUGCUUCGAGUCUUAAGCAUUCAUAUGCUUCACUGACUGUGACUUGAGGAUCCGUCGUAUGAAGAGUUUUUGAGGUGCCAAAACAGGACCUCAUAUUUAUGGAUGGAAAAUGUUGUGGCAUUUCCCUUUCACAUUUAGUCACCAGGAGGCUUAAACCAUAGGUCCUAAUCAUUUCAGCAGUGACUCCACCCUGUCACAGAAUAAUACCUCUGGGGCCGAGAGGCAAACAGAGCAGAGCAAAUUUGGUUUCUAGUACCCAGCAGACACGAGUUGUUUCCAGGUCCAUUAUGUUUUAGUACUGAACAAACUGGUUGUUGGUGGAAAAAAAGACCCUUUAAUAACUGCAAAUUCAAUGACUUCAUUUGUGUUUGGGGGCACCCUCAAGUCGAGAUGAACUCGCAUAGUUGACAGUUCUUGUGCAUGAUAGUAAACUGAAUCAUUAUUGUGCCACUUACUCUGGAAUGAUUUCUUGCAUGAUGGAUUGUUGCACUACAUCUUGUGUUCCAUACUUUAGUGUUAAGCCUGUUUAAAUUUUAGCACAAUAUAAGGACAGCUGUGAUUUUUUAAGGCACAUUAUGGGUGUUAUUGAGCAUGAAACCAGUUAAGAAAUAUGUUAGUAAGGGCCAGGAGAUCCUUUGAAGGAGGCUAAUGCAAGUGAAAGCAAAUUUGAUGAACUUUUAGGUGACUUCAACACAAUGGGGCACUGAAUAAAACGAAUGAAAAUUCAUUGGUCUUCCAUCACAGGGAGGAGGUAAAAAGCCUGCAGAGUUAAUGGGCAGAAGAACAGCAGGGACUCCUCUGCUUUGUUUUGUUGUUUUUGUCAGCUGUAACUUUGUCACAUGAACAAUAUUACAGUAAGACAUAUUAGACAUGCAUUAGGAACAGCUGAUAUUAUUCUGGAAGAUAUUAGAAAGUUUGCAGGCAAUAUCCAUGAAACAAAACUACUGAUAUUUGUUUAAUUUGGAGGAAGGCACCAGUGGUUUCAGUAUCCAUCACUAGAUGGCAGUGUCUACCAGCUUGGGUCUCAAUGCAUUAUGGGCUGUUUAAGUGCAAAUUGGAAGUCUCUGCUACAAUACAGCAACCCCAAUGUAGAAAAAUCCAAAUCUUAAAGAAGUCCGUAAGCCAAAUCAGGAAAAUAAACCUGCAUCUGCCAGAAAAUUGAGGAGUUAAUGAGAUUUAAUGAGAGUUACUGUUUUUACGACAACAGUUCAGCGUAGCUCUUACUUUUAUUUCUGUGAUAAUGUCUUUUUAAAAUAUUUAAAAAGAAAUUAGGGAAGUGUAGGCACUAAAAGUAAAGUUUAUCACUUACUUAAUGUCCCAACAACGUUUUAACUGGAACCUGUGCAGACAGUGAUGCUCAGUUUCUUUUUUGAUCACUCCAAAAUAUACCUCAACAAAGGACACUACAACCUGGAAGCCUUAAUGACUAUCAAGAAAUAUCUGACUGCCCUGUCGCCCAUCGGACAAAUCAGUCUUUUGGUGGACUAGUUCCACAAUGCUGGAUAACUGAAUAAAAAAGUUUCCUCUUAUAGUCUGUUCAAACUGCUGCAAGGACCUGCCCAAAUUUGAUGUGGUCACUCAAUAUAUAUACAGAUAAAUGUUACGGGUAAACAGGGUGUAAUCCCUGGAACACUGAAUUCCAUUGAUACAUUGAUGGCUUUCUAAUCGUUAAAAAAUCUCACUUGAUAAAGACAUCCAGAAGUAUCUGAUAUUGAAUCUGAAGGAGGUUGUUGUUUAUUUUGAGGCUGCUCAAAGCCACUGAGUUAACAGCUUCCUCGCUGUUUUUUACUUACAACAAAAAUUUUGUAUAAAUUGCAAACAAACUUAUUUGAAGGGGUUUAAAUGACUGUCAGUGGGCUGUUGAAAGUGUUUUCCUCCUCUGUACCUGUAGAUAGUAGUGUUGAUUGCUGUGUUUGUUAUGAGUGGACUGAAAGGUUGUAUCAGAGCCACAUGUGAGCAUGCCAUUAUUAGGGCCUGAGCUGAUGCAGCAAGCCCCUCUACAUGGGCUCAAAAACUCAUGAAAUUUGGCAGGCGGAUUGGGCCCAUAUUUUACGGAGACCUCAGAUGAAUCCAUCACCGACUGCAGCGGGGUGAUGCAGCGCAAGGAUGAAAAAAAAAGAUCAUUUCUUCAUGGAAAUGUGAUCACACCGCGACACUAAGGCAGAAGAGCUACCGUGUCUGCAGUGCAAAGUGAUUAAUAUGAUGAUUAUUACUUCAAGGAAAUGAUAAAGUAAUGAUCAUAAAUGUUCUUCCUUGAGCUGCGCUGCAGUCGGUGAUGGACUUGAGGUUUCCAUUCAAACAAGCAGCUGCUGGAAGAGAGUAGGUGAGUUGUGUUUAGUCUCUUUGCUAAAGAAAUCAGUCAAAGCUAAAAGGAUGUUUGGUGGUUAGUACUAUGUCUGUGACCCUAUAUGUCCUGUUGAUGAAGUUAGGUGCUGUUCUGAGCAUCAUUUGUGGCUAUGGAGUGGCUUUUUGGUUGAGCGUGUGACCACUGUGUGUUUCUAUCCUGUGGUCAUUACUAAAGUUGGUAUAACUAGAGAAGCAAGCGGUCGACGACAUUCAUCUCUUAAACUUGGUGUUUUGGUGUAUUUGACCCUAACUUAAUUUUACGGGGGGGGGGGGGGGGGGGGGGUGUGAGCCAGCCUUUUUCACCAGUUUGUUAAGACAUCUUGCAUCUUUGUGUGUGAUGCUUCCUCCCCAGCAGACUGCAGCGUAGAACAGCACACUUGCCACCACAGACUGAUAAAACAUCUGCAGCGUCCUACUACAGAUGUCUACUGAUCGGAGUCUUCUCAGGCAAAAGAGGCGGCUCUGCCCCUUUCUGUAGAUGUAGUCUAUAUUGUAAGACCAAUCCACCUUAUCAUCCAGAUGUACACCUAGGUAUUUAUAUGAUGUCACCAUUUCAAUGUCCACUCCACAGGUGUUCACUGGCUGAAGAGGGGGUUUGGAUCUAUGGAAGUCUAUGACCAUCUCCUUUGUCUUUGAGGUGUUGAGGAGGAGGCAGUUUUUGUGACUCCAGUCACUGAAGGCUCUUAUUAGAUCUCUGUAUUCAGCUUCUUGUCCAUUUCUGAUACAUGCCACAAUAGCGGUGUCAUCUCAGUAUUUCUGGAUGUGGCAGGACUCAGUACUGUAUUUGAAGUCUGACAUGUACAGAGGGAACAGGAAUGGCACCAGCACUGUCCCUUGUGGAGCUCCUGUACUACUCAUUAAUGUCCCAGAAACACAGUUCCUCAGCCUGACAAACUGUGGCCUUCCUGUCAGGUAAUCUGUGAUCCAGGAAACACAGGAAGGAUCCACUCCCAUCUCUGUGAGCUUGUCUUUGAGGAUGGUGGGUUGGAUGGUGUUGAAUGCACUUGAAAAGUCAAAGAACAUGAUCCUCACAUAAACCCCAGGUUCCUCCAGAUGGGACAGAGCACAGUGAAGCAUGUAGAGGACAGCAUCAUUCACUCCAAUGUGUUCUUUGUAUGCAAACUGCAGGGGGUCCAGUUUGUCUUUGACCUCAGACCUCAGAAGGCGUACAAUCAGCCGCUCCAGGCAAUGCAAAGGCAAUGCACAAUGAAUAUUAUUUAUUUAUUUUUUAAUAAGGAACAUCAAAAAAGAUGCAAUCAUUCAAUUUUAAGACCUAUCCUUCCUCAUCACCACAAAAAAAAAAAACAAGGUACCAACUGCUGGGUCACUUAAAUUCCCAGAGUAGAGCAGGACAGUGCAAGUCAGCUGUAACUGGAAGACUCAUUCAACCACUGGGAACAUCAGCGGAGAAUGGUCUAGCUAGGUGCAUAGUGUCCUCUAAAGAGCUGUCUCUUUAGCUGUCUUCUGAAAGUAGAGACAGACUCUGUGGGUGGAAUGGAGUUGGGUAUUCAUUCCACCGUUUAGGGAUAACAGGAGAGAAAAGUAGGGCCAGUAAUUUAAGGGCCUUUGCUGAGCAUCAGGUGCCUGAUGUAGACACUUUAUGGUCCCUUUUAGCAGUCCACACCUGUGCCCCUGACGUUAUCCAUCACCAAAAGAAGCAGGACAACACUUUUAAAAUCCAAAAUCCAGCAUUCUUUAUCUGUGACAAUAGCAGCAUUGCAGCUUGUAGUCACGCAGGUCCAGACGCUAUGACAAUUGUAUAUACACUCAUAUUAAUUCUGCCAUAUCUCAGGCACAGCAUAGGAUAUGGCAGAACUUAAGGGAUGGUAGAUGUAAAAAUUAAAUGACUGAGGUUCUGACAGUGACAAUGAGCACUGCUUGUUCUACUAAGGCCGCAGAAUUAGCCAUUACUACGAACUUCCUACCACAGCUUUGAGUGUGACCUCUGUUCUGUGUCUCGUUCCUGCUCACCCUGUCUGGGUUCCACAUUGCUAAUUUUGCUUGCUCAUACUACGUUAUCUCAUACCUUAGCCGUAGGACAUGAAUUCUCCUGUACUAUACCAGUGCAGCCUCCCCAUGCUCAUGCUGAUUUAACCAAGGAGCUCUGCAGUUUGUGUGUCAGACGGAGGUUUGUUCAGACGCUGACUGAGGAUUCAAAGAGAGAUGGCUUAUUUUCUCCUGUGGGUAUGCACAAUAUUCAGAGAGAAAACAGUCUGUAACCAGCCAGCACAAACAAACCUAAUGUUCUGAUAUCCCGUAGUAAUAAUAAAAUUUCACGUAGCUUUCCAACCCAGACAUUAGGGGGAUUCACAUGAUUUUUUUUUCCCAAUGGAUGAUUGUUUAAACAGUAACACCAAAGUCCUGGUUGCUUUGUAGUUGUCUUCUUUGUAUCUCAUAUCACAGCAGAACCAGUUCAUAUAAUGAAUUAUAUUAGUUACCUGUUGUCCAUAAUAAAAAACAUAUACAUCUCACAUGGGUAAUUGCAACCCUUAUAUUUGCCCUUGAAGGCCAGAAUGUACCCACUCCUAUGGUUAGCAUUAAUUCUGUCCUCUGUUGUCUGCCCUCAGGGCCUUGUGUGUUCUUAGACUGCUAAUCCUUUUAAUGCCAGGUUUCACACCACAUUACUUAAACCUGCUGCUCACAUACACGAGUCAAACACACUUAUGUAACUCAGAUCUCCCAUGUGAGUGUGUUGAAUAGAGUGGAAGAGUUUGGACCUGUUUUCUUCCUCUUCAUCAAGCAUUUCCUGUCAAAUCAAAGGACCAUCAUAGUUGUAGAGCUCACCACAAGUCGCAUUAAUCAGCAGAGACUGAAGGCUCUCCCAGAGCUUCCUUGACUUUAGUCUUUUUGAAUCAUUUUGAAGUACAUAAAGCUUGACAGCCUGCUGUGAUUUUCAUGGUUUUGCAUUGUGAUAAUGUGCAAAGUUUUUGUUGCUGCUUUGUUAGAUCCUGCGAUAGAUCAUCCCUGAUCUGUUGGGGAAUUGUUUCCUUUCAUCGUCGACUUGAGCUUUUUUCUGUGUGUUUUUUUUUUCUGUAGUGUUAACAUUUGGGGAUGAAUGCUUAUUGACAAUUUUGCUUAAUUGAAUUCAAAGUAGGGCUGUCAUGACAUGGUAUUUUCACCUCACAAUUACCAGCGACAUAAAACAUCAUUGUAACGAUAUUAGUGUACAAUUUACUCCAACAGUUAGGGGGUUACAUCAUGACCGGUAAGGAGAUGAUCCACUUUGAGCAACGUCCGUAAGAACCACAUUUUUAUUUAGCAUUUCACUUGAAAUGUAUUUUUUUUCGUUAAUACUGAGACAGGGGUAUGUCUCUUUAACAUUACUGGACAUAACAACACCAGACAGUGCCAUAUUUCAGAGUCCAAAGCUGUAGCAGAUUGUGACUGUAAACCACAGACACAGCUACGUUUUUAGCUCAACAUGGUAACGAUGCAUGAAGAUUGAGCUGGAACCUGAGCUCACUACAGUGCUGAAACUAAUGACAUUUAAACUAACUCGAAAAUUCCCUUUGGGAAAUUUUGAAGGGCCACAGAGGCUACUCCUAAAGUGUGUACUUUAUUUUAAAUAAUUAAUACUAGCAGCAUUGUGAUAUGAUAUUAAAGGAGCACACCUACAACAAGCAUUCCUUUUUCAAGUAGUUAUUUAUACAUUAAAAAAAACUAACUAAAAAAGCCAAAGCAUAGAUUGAUAGAUUGAUAGAUAGAUUGAUUGAUGUGAUCAUCUGCUUGGAUGAUCGUACAGGAGAUGAUUGGAUGAUGAUAACUGUGGAAAAAACAUGUAGAGUGUAACUCUUGGCCAGUAGUAGUGUGGAAAGAGAAAAGGUUCAGACAAUUUCAUGCAACUUCUCUCACUCUAGUCACACACUCUGGCACGAACUUCCCACCCAAUAUAAUUUCAAAAUUUCUCCAAAACUGAUCAUAAUUACUGAACAGUGAGUGAUCAAACAUUACUAUACCUUUGGAAACAUGGAUGAAUACACUAAUAGACAAGACUUUUGUCUACAUAUUAAAGUUUCAAUGAAGUCUGUAGUUGAAGGUAUUAUGAGCCUGUAGACAUUUGAGAAUCUCCAAUAGUUGCUGAGAUAGUUUUUGAGACUUACAUUGUGAAAAAUUCACAUGUAUUCAUAUGUAUUCAUAUGUAUAGUAAAAGUACUAGCACACUAAUCCAAUUAAAUUGUGUGUUUUGAUAUCUAAUUUACCCUACAACUCUUUAAGUUGUAGGCUGUUAGCAAAUCAAAGUUUGUCUUGAAGAGGAAUAGGAAAAAAUCUCUAUACUUUUUUAUUGGGGGCAGUGCCUUGAUUUGCAUACCCCAUGGCCCUAAUGAUGGCUAAUAAUGACAGACUGGACCCCCUGAUUAAAACUUGCAUACCAACAAGCUAAAGAGGGCUAAAAUGUUAGCCCUGGGGAGAUAAGCUGAAUUUCACACAAACCACAUCGAGGACUUCUCAAGAACAUCCCAGAGAACAUAGAGGGGAAGAAUGCUUUAGACUCCUCUGAGGACUGGCAUCCACAGUUUCUCCUCUUGGAGACCAAAGGAGGUCAGGUCUUUAUACCAACAUCACGUGUUGUUCUGCGAGAUUGGCAAUAUUGUUGUUAGUACCUAUGCAGCUGUACUUGUGCACUUAGCUGUUAGAGGUGACAGUUUUGUUUUUACAUCUGUAUGUUCUAUCCAUAAUUGCUCUGCAGACCCAUGUUGAACUGAGCUCUUUAGUUGUUGUGGACGUAAGAUAAAGAAAAAAAUCGAUAAAUAUAUUUUAAAAUAACAUCAGAAUAAGAGAAGGGUGGGGCAGCGUCAUAUUUCAUCCACAUCAGCAGCUCUGUGCUUCAUAAAGCCACUCCCACAUAGACACAAAAUAAAUGUUUGGUCAGAAAAAUCCUCUUAGAGAGCUGCUUCAGGCCUCUUCACAGACAGUGUGCUGCUGCUCUGUCUUUCCUCUGUUCUAAUAACAUGUGGUAACUGGCAUACAGGACUACCAAUAUUCCUUUAAUUUCCUUAAAGCUUAGCUAUAACCAUUUCAGUUUUGAUUGGUUACUCCUGAAAGCUGAAAAAUGUUCACAUAGAUAUCACCACAGAGAACUCUUCUAUGUGCACAGAUUUGAAUUCAAAGCCCCCAAAAAUCACGACACACAAAUAUUCCUCAAAAUCUCAACACAAAUUUUCCUGUUCCCCAACAAACAUCCCCAACACACUUUGUCCCCUGUUCAAUGUUUGAGUUCCCUUUAAAAGAGGUGGUAAAGAAAAAUCCCAAGGUAGGGUCCCUAUCCAACCACACAAGUCCAAAAACAAAAAAGUCCUCACAACUCAAAAAGAGAAUAAUCCAUUAAAAAGAAAACGUUGGCAAGGCAGUGUGAGAAAAUACAAAAAAGUCAUCCAAGUUAAUGUGGGAGACUCUCUGUUCCUUGGAAUGCUCCCUCUGAGCCGAACUCUGACAGUUCCACAGCUCCCAGCCAAAGGGUAAUACCUGCAGCUCUAGAGGAGUCCUUGGUUUCCUCACUUGGAAUCAGAGACCUUGUUUCCCUGCACCAAUCCCCCCUCCCAACAUUUCCUUCCUGCUCCUCUAUUGUUCUGUUCCUCCUCCUCCUCCUCCUCUCCCCCUCUUCACACCUCUGCUCACCUGGCUGCAGCAGGUCACCUGACAGGCUGACUGCAGCUUAACAGACCACACCACCCCAAUAACACAAACAGCAGUACCAAGGUAGGGUGAGUUUGUGGCUAUUGCACAGAUGUUCAGAUUUGUUAACCACAGUGUCAAAGAGAGUAAAGAAAUCCUGGUCAGUCAAACCGUUUAGGGAACAAUGUUCUCUGCCCUUCCUCUUUCUGAGUCUUUAUGGAACAGAGCGAAUGCUGAGGCAAUGGAUCGAGACAAUUCUACCUUUGUCUUUUUGCCUGUUUCUCUCUCUCCCUCCUUCUCUCACUUCCCACUGACCCACACCCACCCUCAGUGUGUGUGUGUGUGUGUUUUAGGGUAUGGUUUGGAUGAGGAUUAAGGACUUGCUGCUGUCAGCCCUAUUCCUCCAACAGCCCCUCUCUCUCUUAUGUGUGGAGGCCAAAAUGGCCACUCAUCAUUCGUUCCUGCCUCUCUGACUGACACACUUAGUAUCUCUCUGUCAUUCUCCAUAGUCAGGGUGUGACUAUGGAGAAUGACAGCCAGGGCUUGCUGGUAAACUCUGUGUGUGCUUCCCACUAUCAAACUACAGCUCAGCCAAAAGUCCUUACAAUUCAAAAUUUCAAUAGGCCUCUUUUUGUCGCUGGGACAUGCCAGAUUGCAUUUCUCUCUGAACAUAGCAGAUGUGAGGGCAGUUCCUCUUCCUGUGAGUAAAGCCUAUUUUACAAAUCACAGAAAUUACAUUACAAAGUACAGUCAAAUUAAUGACAAGGGCCAUAAAUGAGUGCUGAAAUAUGUGCUUAUGCCAUGGUAAUAAAGCACCUUCACUGCACUGCUUCAUGGCCUAAUGCCUACCUCUCUGCCAGCUUGCCUUUAGUUUGUGUUUUGCAUUUAUUGAUGUGAUGAAAAGGGUCUGCCAUUUUUUUUUAAGUUUGCUUUUUAAGGGACACCUUGCAUCAUAAAUUGCCCUAGUGUGCACAUUUUCAUUGUUACUUUCUUUCCUAUUAUUGUACCUCCCCAGUACUUAUGCUGAAGUCUGAAAGGGCUCCACAGAGAGCCACAUUAAUCAGAACCUGGUCAGUAAUAGACCGGGGAACUGUUGUGAAAGUUUCUAUGAUGACUUGCUCUGUUUUGAGACUCCUGAACCUUCACAAGCGGGUUUGGGAAAUCUUCAUAAAAACACAUUCUACAUUACUGUUCAUUUUUUCUUCAGAUUUGCUUAAAUACUUGAUGGAAAGUUCAAAUCAAGUUUUUUUUUUAAAUGUUUUAGUUUUUCUGAUUUUCAAAAUAGAUCUUCAGUUUACACUUGAUGGAGCAUUUCUGGUGUUUGGGUCCCUCAAAACUCUUUCAAUCUGUAAGUCUGGGAUCAGCAACUAGCAGCCCGUGGGCCAUAUUAGGCCCACCAAACAUUUAGUCUGGCCUGUGAAAUCAUUUUAAUAAUGAAUUUAAUUUAUAUAUUUUUCGCAACAACUGUCACUGGCGGAGUCCAACAAUUACGCCAAAGAGCAGAUACAAGCGAGACUGCAGACAGCAACAGACGGUGCUCACUGCUGAAACAAAGGCAGCAUCCUCUUGUAUCAAAAAAUCUUUCUUUAAUUUCUUAACAUUUAGAAGAAAGUGAUGAACAACACAAAAUCUGCCUCGCACUCUCUUAAUGUAAAAACUGGCGUUUCCCCUCAGUCAUGUAUUCUUGAAUGACUGGGGCAAAGUUUGUCAUUUUAAUAUGAAGGCAGUUCUCCAGCUGGUUCCUUCAAAGCUUGACUGGCAUGUGUACAUGGAAGGGAACAUUGUGAGCACAUAAAACAUCAGUCGUGCUGUACUCUUCAGAGCAUGCCACCCAAAAAAGCGUUCACAGAUGCCGCACUUUGGAGUGCAUUACUGACUAGGGAGCUUGUUUUGAAAUUAAUUAACUGUAUCUGAAAUUUAACCUCAUCUACAGAGUGAGCUGGUCCAACCAAGGGCACGCCAGUGAUUGUGAACAAAGGCAAAAAUGUCUUUUGGGAUGAAGUAGUCCUCUGAAUUUGUCCCACAGCUUCUUUAUGAAGUCUAUCAUCAGGUCUGAUAGGCUUAUCACUAGAGCUGCAACUAACAACUAUCUUAACAGUCCACUAGUCACCGACUGUUGAAACGAUUAGUCGACUAAUAGGAUAAUUAUGACUAUUUUCUUAAAGUCCCACUCGGAUCGAUUUUUUUUUUUGUUUGUUUUUUGUUUUAGUUUUCUUAGUGGUCUUUAAAUUGUGAUUAUGAAGUUUUUUUACCAAAAAUACCAUUACCUGUGCCAUUUUCAAGGACUUUUCUUCUGCAGAGCUCUAGUAGAUCAUUAGCAAUUCACCUCUGAGUGGUGGGCGUGGACAACACUGCUCUGCACACUCCUCUUCACACUAGCUUGUAGCCUACCAUUGCUGAUGUAGUAGAAGUAGCAGGUAACAAAGGAGCUAUUCAGCUCUCAGACACUAAUGUCUUUAUGGACACGAUGGAAGCUAAUAUAAAUAGCUUUCUUCCAAGCAUUGCAAUCCACUAACGCACACACUUGUUCCGCGAUCAUCCUCUGUAUUUCUCCUCUUUAUGAAGAGUUUGGUCUGCAUAGCGGGGCUUCACUGUUUCUGAACCUGCCGUUUGGGUCUGCCAGAGAUUCACAGCGAUUUGAAUUAAGAAAUACUCAGAAAAGCAAUUUUGCAUUUAUUUUUUUCAUGAUAUGUCCUGUAGCAUAAGAAAAAAUGCCAUAUGAACAUAUAAAAAACAAGAAAAACAUGAUUUUCAUCAGAGUGGGUCUUUAAACUUCCUGUAAGGAACUUUUAACUAGAUUUUGUGUCACAAACCUCAGUAGUCCUGCUGCUCCAGGUCUGUCUCACACUCCGCGGCUGGCUGACCAGGACUCACUUCCCAUUUUAAACACAUUUACAAAGUAAGUUGCCUCAAACUGCUCUGAAAAAAGUUAGUUUUUCGCGCCCUGAAGUGCGAGCCAGAUAAGUGUCUUUACGACAAUACGCGCUACAACACUACUGCUUUUGUCCAAAAUCAGCAGAAAAUAAAAACUCCAUCCAGCUGCUUGAAAUUUAACAUUUUCGCCUUGUCGAGGCUAAAGUGCUCCCAAACUUUGGAGGAUUUUAAGUGCAUAAUCAUAGCUGCUGUCUGGCAUGCUGGCGCCGCCAUGUUGGAAAACCGUACCACUCAGCGUAGACACUAUUGCACAUGUGUGACUCUAGGCAGAGAUCGUAAUGAAGUAAGAUGCCUCACUCCACUGGAAAAAACACCUCUGGCGACAGUAGUCAACAAUGGAAUUCCAUUGUCAACAGUUGCCAACCCCUGCUAUAAGUGCUAUUCACUCUUUCACAAAAGGCUGCUACACCAUCAGCCAGUCUACCCUAGGAUCUGAUAUACCUCUUUAAUGCCAAAACAUGAGGAGUUCAUACUGUCCAGUCCUAUUAAACAAACUAAUGAUACGCAAAGCAAUGGCUGAGUUCACCUGAUUACAGAAAAUUUAAUCAUCACAUGGCAUUAGUGAUCCCAGAGUUUUGAAUUUCAUUGAAAUGAUAGGAAAAUAUAAAACAAUAUUGACACUUGCUUCCAAACUGUGGCAGUCAAAUUUCAUUUGCCACCUAACACAGAUCAGCAUGUGUCAUAGCGAUGAAGGUAACAAAAAGCUAAACUAGAAAAUUCCCUCUGGGAAAUUUUAGAGGGCCACAGGGGCUCCUCCUAAACUGUGUGCAUUACGAUAAGAUUCUUCAGAGAUUACCAAUAAUUAAUACUAGAAGCAUUGUGAUAUGAUAUUAAAGGAGCACACCUACAACAAACAUUAUUUAUUUAUACAACAGAAAAAAACAGAGCCUGAGCAAGCAGCAGAUGUUUGUAAAACUCCAAUCAUUGCUCUUUUUUUUCCCAUUGAUUUCAAUGCAAUUUUUUUCCACACAGUGGAGAAGAGUAAUAGCACACAGAUCCUAAUCAAACAGCACUUUUCUGAUAUACAUGUUGUCCUACAACUCUUCAGCAUCUCUAUUGUAAAGGGGCCAAUGCCUAGGUGUGUCUGCUGUAAGGGCCAGUGCCUUGAUGCAUUUGCCCUGUGGCCUUAAUAAGAAUUUUGAUUGAGUUAGCAUUUUAUCGUUGAUUUAAAUUGCUCUAAAAGCAAUUCAGUGAUGUAGAGGUAUCAGAGCAGUCCCUGAUUAGUGAAUUGCUCUCAGCUGUGGGCCUGGUCUGAGGCUCAAAGUUGCCACGGUAACUGGAGUUUGAUGCCCAUAACGAUACACGCACAGCAGGCUGAGGCAGUCAAAAUGAGAAAAAGAGCAGUUUUUUGCCUUCGCACUGGUCUUACAUUUGUGCUUAUUCUGACAAAAGGUAGCUCUGAUCAGAAAAAUAAGCAAACCAUGGUCAUCGUAAGGACUUCCUGAAAGAUUUGAUAUUACUUUCAUAGUUCCACAGUAUAAAGUUUGGACACACUUUCAAGUUAAAAACAGGAGUCCCCUUUGCUUCUCUCAGAAAAUCUAUGUAUUAGCAUCAAUGUUUUAAGAUCCACUCUGAUGAAAAUCAUGUUUUUUUUGUUGUCUUCAUGUUCAUAUGGCAUUUAUAUGAUCCUAGAGGACAUAUCAUGCGAAAACUAAGAGCAAAAUCGCAUUUCUAAGUAUUUCUUCUUUCACAUUGUUGUGAACCUCUCACAGGCACAAGCAGCCCUACGUCACAACUGCAAGCUCCGCCCCUGGAGCACCAACAUGCAGGCCAGACUCCGAGAAAUACAGAGGACGAUCGUGGAACAAGUGUGUGUGGUAGCAGAUUGCAAUGCUUGUAAGAAAGUUAUUUUUGAUAUUAGCUGUCAUCAUGUCCCCAAAGACAUUAGUGUCCGAGAGCUUAAUACCUCCUAUAUUACCUGCCACCUCUGCUACACUGAAAGGGAGUGUGCAGAGCAGCGCUGUCUCCACCCACAACUCAGAGGUGAAUUAAUAAUGAGCCACUGGAGCUCUGCAGAAGAAAAGUCCUUCUGACUUUGACACAUGUGUGAUUUCACAAAAUCACAAUUUAAAGACCAAUAAGAAGGAAGUGGACUUUAAAGUAAAGUGCAGCAGAAGGUCAGAGUUUGACUGAGGAUGUAAGAUCUUGUCCAGUCAUGUGGCCCGCUGCUAUUGGACUGUUCAGAACCAUAACCACCAUACUGGCCAAAUGUAUGUACACAUACAUGGAAUUUAACUCCGGUCAACUUUGCUCUCUAUGUACAAACAUUUGUCAUGAAAUUUGACAAAAAAUUGUUACAUAUACAUAACUGUUAUAUAAAUGUGUAUGUGUGUGUGUGUGUAUAUAUAUAUAUAUAUAUGUGUGUGUGUGUGUGUGUGUGUGUGUGUGUGUGUGUGUGUGUGUGUGUGUGUGUGUGUGUAUAUAUAUAUAUAUAUAUAUAUUGAGAGAGAGAGAGAGAGAGAGAGAAUUGUGUGUGUGUGUGUGUGUGUGUGUGUGUGUGUGUGUGUGUGUGUGUGUGUGUGUGUGUGUGUGUGUGUGUGUGUGUGUGUGUGUGUGUUGUAUAUAUAUAUAUAUAUAUAUAGAGAGAGAGAGAGAGAGAGAGAAUUGUGUGUGUGUGUGUAUGUGUAUGUGUGUGUGUGUGUAUAUAUAUAUAUAUAUAUAUAUAGAGAGAGAGAGAGAGAGAGAAUUGUGUGUGUGUGUGUAUGUGUGUGUGUGUGUAUAUAUAUAUAUAUAUAUAUAGAGAGAGAGAGAGAGAGAGAGAGAGAGAGAAUUGUGUGUGUGUGUGUGUGUGUGUGUGUGUGUGUGUGUGUGUGUGUGUGUGUGUGUGAUUACAUACAGAUGGGUUAUAUACAUGAGAUAAAUAUACAUUGUUGAACUACAAACCAGAAGUCAUGUGAUCAUGUGAUACUGAUUCACCCCAGCACAUAGGAUCUGUUAGGACAAGGAAAAUCCUGGUCUUUGUGCUCAUCCUUUACCUCUUAUUUCUUGGCUGGCUGUCUUUGAGCCUGUAGAGGCGCUUUGAGUGUGUGUUGUCUUUACUGCCUGUUGAGGCCCUAAGCCAUCUUAAGGCAGUCUGUCAAUAAGAAAUGACAGGAUAAGACCCUGAAGCAAAAGGUCUUUAGUCUAUCACGCAGAGGGCUGUUAUACCAGCCAUAGGGUGCAUAAAAUUGUUCUGAUUCUUAGGGGUAGUGUGAGUAUUGUUCAUGAAAUUUUGAGUGGCGAGACAAAAACCUUGACAAUGAAGACAUGAACCACUGGUAGCACUUUUUUAGAAAAGACUUUAUUUAAUUAUGUAGCCUUAUAAGUACUUCUAGCCAUCUCUGAGUUUUGAAACAAGCUCUGGUUUUAAGUCCUUGCAUCACAUUCAAACCAAUAUUUACAGUACAGUGCAUCCAUAUUCGUUUGAUCUUAUUUACAUUUACAUCAAAUUUUCCCUCAGGGAUAAAUAAAGUUUUUCGUAUCUUUAAAUAAAGUUCCUACAUGAUGAUUGGAUUGCUGUAUUCAAAAGAGGCCCAUCAGAGACUGUUAGAGACUAUAUUUUUAAUAACAUUUGUGAAAGGGUUUUAAAUGAAGAAGGCUCAACUUGUAUAUCUAUGUCGAAGACUAUAGAGGGCAGGGGGAUCACUCGGGCUCAUGCUGAUCUCUGCUGAAGGUUUAUGUAACUCCAAGUGUCACAUGAUCACACAUCACCACCCGCCUAGUUACUGUCUGCACUCAGUAAUUCACUCCCUUGUCAGCCAGUCAAACACAAAUAGAUGACAUAGACAGAGGAGAAAUUAGGAGCACACAUAAACAGUGUCAUCACAAGACUUAGUUCCUGUGCAGCUGCACCUACUCAUGCUUCCAUAGGGUGCACACUACAUCUACAACAGAAAUAUCAGUGAAGACCGAACAAAGAAGUUUGGAACUCUGUUACUUUAAUGAUUUUACUGACGGACAGCUCCAUGAGAGUGCGGGGAGUACAAGUGCAGGGCCAUGACGAGAUGGCACUGAAGCUUUUGUUCUGGGAGCUGGAGCAGCAUCUUAAAAGGUAAACAAGGACAAGGGUCCCUGGGAAGUUUGUACAGUAGAGCAAAUCUUGAGCCAAUCUCUAUAUUAGAAUUACUAUCAUUUUCAGUCAUGUGGAAACCUGGAUGACAUGUGACAAUGUCAUGAAUGUGUGCAACUUAAUAUCUCCAGGAGACCAUCCAUCAGUAAUUAAACUCAUGGCCUUGGUUUUCUGGAUUUUGUAGUUUUCUCUUUUUUGUCACUAACUGUGCUGUGCUAUUUCCAACCUGUUUGUUGCCAUCAAGUACCAGUAUUUCUCUCUCUUGGGAACAAUAGAGCCAAUUUUGUAUUAUUCACCAUGAGGAAAUAAGUUGGUGGUUCAAACCACUUUUACACGGUCAUUUAUUGUGCAGAAAAUUUUGUUGCAUUGAGUGUCAAAAUUAGUUUGAAAUGGUAAAUGUUAGACCUUAAGAUUGUGAAGCAUAAUCUUAUUUGUAGUUUAUUUCUCCAAAUCAAAUUUGAAUUAAGCAAUUUAUCAGUAAAAAAACAUUUUUUGUUGCAUGUGUUUAGAAGCCACUGCUACAUUCAGAUUUGGUGCUAUUGCAGUUUGUUUACAGGUGUAGCUCAACAAAUCAGAGUACCAAUAAAAAGUUACCAAUUAAUAAGGUUUUCAAAUCCAGAUAAGAUGUCUUGUAAAUAAUUGCAGGUUAACUUAAAUGCUCGUGCAUUUUACUGUUUUACUUUUCAUGGUGGUGGCCUAAAGCUCAGUAAGUCUCAAAGUCAUAUCUUAAAGCCACUCCGGAAACAAAGACAAGGUCGGAAAUGCUCCUCUUAGAUAAAAAUAAAUGUAUGUCGUUUGUAAAUUAUUGUCCAAAAGCCAGGAUGAAAUGAUGAAGGGCCACAGAAUCCAGGACAUUUUAAAGCUGUAUUUGAAGAUUUGGGGUGCCAUGUCAUGUGCUGGUAUUGAUCCAUUGUGCUUUAUCAAGUCCAACAUCAAUGUAACCUUCUACGAGGAGAUUUAAGAGACUUCCAGUCUGCAGACAGCCUUUAUGGAGAUGUCAGCUUCCUUUUUCUGCAUGACUUGGUACCUGCCCACGGUGCCAAAACUACUACCCAGCAAUUUUCUGACCAUGAAGUCACUGUUCUUCACUGACCAGUUAACUCACUUGACCUAAACCCUGUAGAGAAUCUGUGGAGAACCAUUUAGAGGAAGAUGAGAAGAACCAACUACAAUCUAACACAUAUCAAAAGUUUGAACACUUCUGUUUGGUAAAUCUUUUUUGGGUUGAUCUUGGGAAAUGAUCUGAUAAUUUAGAUUACUGGACUUCAUCUAACAGGAUAAAACACUUCAUGUUUCUCUGUGCCAUAGGCUCUAAUGAAGGGCUGCAAUUGUACUGGCUAUUUGGGUCUGGAUAAUUGGCUAAACCCCAUUCCAGUCAAAGAACACACCGGAAGAGAUGAGAGCAGCUUAGAGCUUCUAAUUAAGCUAUUGGCCUUCUUGUUGAAGUGUCUGGCUCGGAUAAGCGAUAAACACAUGCUGACAUCAGUAGAAGUGCUCAGAGGCCAUGUCUCAGCCUCUCUUCCUCACCCUGGUGCUCACAGUAUUUCUCUAAACCCUAUUGUCUGAAUCAAAUGCUCAGUGACAUGAACCCAUCGGCACUUUUCACCUGGUUAGACACAACUUGCACACAUUCUCACUCACUUCAACACAUCGUGGACUGUGAUGCACUUGUGUUGCAUAGUGGUGAGCACAGGUAGCAAAAGUUGAUCAUAUUUAAAGCAAAGAUGUCACAUCUUAAACACAACUACUCAAAAUUGAUCAUAUUUGAGGCUAAUGAUGUGAGGAAUCCAAUAUAAUCCAGUUCAGGGAGUAUUUUCCAUUACAUGGUCAGGGAGAAUGUGGAUGAAAUCCUGUAGCCUGACCCUGCACGUCGACAUGAAGCUAUGGCUGAAUGAUUGUAGAUACUGUGAGCUCUUGAGUUUGAUAUUGUGGUUUACAGUGUGAUGUGCUUCUUAUUUAUCUUUCUUUUUACUUUCUUUUUACUGUAUACAGGUGCUGAAUUCACAGAUUUCCUUUAGUCUACUGUGAACAGUAAUUUCUACAGUGUAAUGUUCCGCGCAUUGUGUUUUACAUUUUUGUAAUGUAGUGUAUAAUGACUGCUCAGAAAUGUUUUUAGUUUUGGUUGACUUGGGUUAUGAUCUGACAACAUUGUUUGGUUUUGAGCACAGAUGAAACUGUUUUGAGGUGAUCGUUUGGUUUUGCUUAAAUAGUCAGAGGUUUGGUAGAUGUAGUUUGAAAAUUAUUUUUAUUGCUUAUUGUGUUGAGAGAAGCACGGUGGAUGUCAAGAAAUGUGGUUUAGCAAUUGGUUUAGGCAGCUGAGCAUUUGGUUCUAACAAUAAAAUGGGUUUAGGGUUUUAGCAAUGGAGAAAUACUGUAAGUGUGUGUGACUAGUCUGAGGAUUACUGUUAGUAUGUCGAUAUCAUGUUAAGGGUUUGGGUGUGCACAAUAUGUGUUGAAACAGCCCUUUGCUGUGGUUUAGGGAGGUAUAUUUCUGUAUGUCCUAAUGUCUGAUGUGGGAGUAUCACACACCUAAAACAGCAGUUAUGUAUUCUUUAGGCUUGGCUUUUUGACCGCGAUACUCCCCUCUUUACAGUGUUACAAACGCCUCUAUAAUCACUGAGAUUAUUCAAGAUUCCUUGGGUAGUUCUUCUCGUUAAAGAAGAUUGUAGUCUCAGUUACUCAGACAGUUGCUGAAAGACAAAAACUUAACUCAGUGUUCAGUGUUGCACUGCAGGUUGACUGUUUCUUUGGCAUUUUUUAUUGAGUCCAAAAUGUUGUUUGUCUCAUAGAAAACACAUUUGAGAGGUCUAACAUGCCAACAAAACCCAUGUUUGUCAAAUAAAUUUGAUGCAUAGAACUUUUUGAUUUUUUUUAACCCUGACAGAAGACUUUAUCAUUUGCCAUGUUUACAUGUGCAAAAUUCUUUAUUCGAUUAAAAAUUUGACAGAUUGGACAAUCUGAAUCAACUGUUUAUGCAGGCGCAAAAUCAAAUAAUCUGAUCAUGACGUGCAUAUACAUGCACCAAGCUUUAUUCAGAUUAAAGCAUUUGGACAUGUGCAGAGUUGUCUAAUUUUUCGCUAAAAUAAGCGCAGAAGAAGAACAGUUGUAUUUACGCCUGUGCUGUCAACAAACCAACAAACGCAGAAGUGGCUAUCUUCACCCAAUUCAGGAUGUUUCCCUACACUCAGAUUAGACCUGAGACCCAAGGUUCUGGGGGUGGUUGUGUUGCUCCUAGUGUACAUGAUCAUCUAGCGGGCCCAGCAGCACAUAGGCCCUCAUUUAUCAAUCUUGCGCAGAUCUGAGCGCAGGAUUCAUUGUACGAUAGGACCAUAGACUGUAUAUUGAAUGGACAGAGUCUGCCUCCUCGCUGGGUGAAGCCACUUCGAGAACAGCGCCCCCUGUUGAUGGGCUGCAGUAUAAGUCAUAAAUCCAGCCUCCGCCAGCAAAGCUUAUGGGGCUGUGGACAAACUUUAGAAAUUUAUCACACAGAACAUAAUUUUUUCUCCCCCCUGCUUGUGAUGUUGACAUGUAGUUAUUGUAAGACUAGUUUGUGCUCAAGUCCUUUUUUUUCUGUGAAGCUCCAUUUUUAAAAGUUAUUAGGGGGUUCAUGUUUUCUAUGAUUGACACCUGAUACAGCCUAUGGGCGUUCAGGGAUUGCAUAGCUCCCCGGGGGGAGACGCUUUUUGAGCCGAGCGUCAUCACAGUGGCCCUCAUUUAUCAAGCUUGCCUACGGCAGAAAACUUGCGUACACCUUGCGUAUGAUAAGUUUGACACGAGGAUCGGCAUUUAUCAAUCUGCACGUGAGCGUACGCUACGACCAAAUCUCACGACAGGUCUGAUAUCGUGUACACAAGUUUGAGUCUGUGUGGAUCUGUGGUGCAGCAAAUGUCUGUCUCAAAAUUAUUGAUAAACAAACCUCAAACCUGUCAUCAAGCACAAUCAGCCAGAUUUCAUUAAAGAUUAAGACGAAAAUAAAAUAAAAUAAAAUAAAUUUUUUUAUGUCCCUGGUGAAUAGGCCUAUUCGAUAACUCUGCCCAGAAACAUUACCACAGAGCAGGAGCGCUGUUUUAACAUUGCGCACACGCGCCACUAUGGAGCGCUGUGUUUGACUCCUAAAAGGCAGGUGUUUCUGUCUUGGCCCAGCAGCGGGGACGUUGUUCUUCACUCCUGAAAGGGUGUGGGACAUCAUUUCGGCCUGUACAGUUUUGCAAAAUGUUGCUCUGGCGAAUGGAGUGCCGUUGGCUGUGCCGGUGCAACGUGAGGACCCGAUGCCCGGAGAACAAUAACGAGGAGAGACUCCACAAAGGUGCUGCACAGAGGAGACAGGACCUUAUCCAUGGAUUCUGAUGUAAAGUAUAAGUUUAGAAAGUGCUCUUGCUAUUAAAUCAGUAAUAAAAAUCCAAUACAAAUCCAUAAAAAUGUGCCUCAGGGGCAGCAACACACCGUUUGGUGAGGUUAAUAAUUAUUUUUGUUCGGCCUCUGUCAGACUCUCCAGUCUGCUCUACAUUACAAAGACGCAAUAAAUUAAAAGUAAAUAUAACAAAACAAAUAACAUAACAAAUGUAUUUUAUUUUAUUUUAUUUACGUCUUAAUCUUUAAUGAAACCUGGCUGAUUGUACUUGAUGACAGGUUUGAGGUUUGUUUAUUAAUUAUUUUGAGACAGACAUGUGCUGCACCACAGAUCCACACAGACUCAAACUUGCGUACACGAUAUCAGACCUGUCGUGAGAUACGGUCGUAGCAUACGCUCACGUGCAGAUUGAUAAAUCCCGAUCCUCACGUCAAAAUUGUCGUACGCAAGGUGUACGCAAGUUUUCUGCCGUACGCAAGCUUGAUAAACGAGGGCCACUUCUGAUCCUGGGUUAGCAAGAAAGUUGUGUCAGACACGGACCAAUUGUUCUUAGUUCUCGCCAUGUUUAUGUCUUGUCAUUAUAGGCUGAAAUGCAUCACGCUGAUGUAGGGAACACUUGCACAGUCAGGUUAGGUUUGCCCCAACAGAGAGUCCCGAUCGGAGUAAGUGUUAACAUGGACGCGUUUCGGGAUAAUGCAUAAACCACACUCUAUCAAUAUACAAUUUCUUUCUGAUUGAGCCGAAUUGAAUCAGAAUCUUACGUUCAACAUGUUUACACAACGCAUUUUUAUUCCAAUCGGGCCUAUAUUCCGAUUAUUUGUGCCCAUGUAAACGCAGCUAUAGAGGUUUAUGUCAUAUUGGACAAGGAGUGUUGUUCAUCCAGUCUUUGCUGAAUUUAUUUCCAAUGACAUUCAAUUGUCCCUGACUCCACACUUGACUGCCUGCUAAUCUAGAUUAACAGAUGACUAAUAAUUUGGAGCAAAAAUGUAGACAUUCAAGGCUGAAAUCUCACAGAUCUUCACAGCCCCAUACUGCCGCAGUUCUGUUUAAGGCCACAUGGGGGCGACAGAGGUGUGGGCAUGAGGAAAUGACAAUAUUUCUCAUUUGCUACAACAUUAAACCUUAUUUUCUGAUUCAAACGCUCAGUGGCCUGAACCCAUUUAUUGAAUCAGUCACCCUUUUGGCAAAACCAUAGGCACUUAUCACCUGGUUGCACCUGCACUUACUGUAUAUGCACUGUGAUGCACUUGUGUUGCAUAAUGGUGAGCACAGGUUGCAAAAGUUGAUCAUUGGCAAUUGUUUUGUUUUGCAGGAAGAGGUGAAUGUGUUUUAAAAAAUUGCGUUUAUUGCUCAUAGUGUUGAGAGAAGCACGGUGGAUGUCAAUAAAUGUGAUGAGCACCUCAAUCCCUCAGACUGAACAUCCUGAAGUAGACUGAUUUCAGUACCUCUCAGUUACCCUGCUUAUUUAAAUCAAAUAAAAAACUAUUUAAAACACAGGGGGCGUCUUUUGUUGUCGGUGUUAUGAGACAGCCUAUGUUAUGAGCCUUAAUCGGUUGAGAAAUAAGUAAGAUGAGAUAUAAUUUUAUGUACAUUUUAGAGCCUUUCAUGGGAACGUUGCCCCCGCCAAGUUGGCUGCUACAGAGCACUGGCGUAUCUUGCUUUCUAUAUAUCUGUGCUUCCAGCCACCUCCUUUCAGUUUUAGGAAUAUUUUAUGCUAAAAUGUGUCAGCUGAGCGGCAGGUGGGGGCGUUUCUGAAUAACUCAUGCAAACAGCCUCCGCUCUCGACCAAUCAGGGGCCGGCCUGUUUGGUCACUGGAUCAAUUUUGGGUUAUGUCCCGAGCUGCAGACCUUCGUGUAGAGCAGAGAUGAGCUGACCUUGGAUGAAUUUGUACCGCUGCCGUCGGUGCACGAAACCCAGAAGGUAGAGUUGUUAGGGCGCGUGUCGAUGUGUGGGUCGUGGAGCUGCUCGAGUGGAACCACGGGGAUGUCUGUGAGCUGAUUGGUAUAAGAUGACCCGCGUGAAUACGCCGUGCUACACCGUGGCUAUGGAUCUAGGCGUCUGUCAGCUGAGAAAUGUCUCCAUGUCGUUUCUGUCGUCGUUACUGAACGCAGAGAACUCGCGAGUCAGGCUCGACCAUAGGUAAUAGCGUUGAGCACAAGAAGCUGCAUGUGUGUUCAUGUCUGAGCUGUGUUCACAUGCAGCAGUAAUAUCUCUCCCUCUGUUAUGGAGGGAACUCUGGUGUUCAUGCUAGAUUUCCUGCUAACACACACUCAAGAACUGUUUCACUAUUCAACUGUGUUCAACAGUCAGUUCCGAGUUUUCCUGUCAAAACCAGUGCUUCUUCUUCGGUGUAGGUCGGAAGACUUUGUCGCCACGUGUCCUGGCUCUCUGUGUGACUCUUUGUGCAGAAAGUGUUUUUGUUUAAUGAAUUCUUCCUUUAUUUUGACAGCUCGUCAGGAGCCAGCGUCGUGGCCAUAGAUAACAAGAUUGAACAAGCGAUGGUGAGUUAACAACUUUUUUGACUUCGUACAGAAGAAAAGUUUGAUAAAGUUAAUACUGGUAAAUAAUACACAAAAUACAAUCAAAGUAGGUUUGUCUUGGCUUUUAAAGAGAAAUAGGCGCUAGGUUGAUGAGCAUUUACUUAAUUUCAAUUAGGCUCUCCUUUUUAUUUACCAGCAUUGCAAUGUCCUUUACAAUAGUUAGGAUGGACUUGUCUCAAGUCUAUCCUAACUAUGAUUUAAUAACCACAACACAAUUAUUGUACUGAAGAGUUAAACUGUAGUCGACUAAAACCAAGUCCCUAAGCAUUUAAGCUCACUGUUUGUUUUUGUAAAAUCUAAUUUCAAAAAUCGCUGACUUAUCCGAAGGAAAACGUGUUUGUUUUCUCUUUUUACUCACUGUUUUUGUAGCUGUUGUCAGCUCUGUUGCUAGGCAAACUAAAAGUCUCUCAACACGGGUAUAAAUAUCUCUGCCUCUGAUUGGUCAAGACAUAAACGUGGGCAGGGCUUAUGACGUGACACCCUGGGAAUGUCCUCACCCAUAUCCUCAAAGGAGCACAUUAAAAUGGAUUUAAGCUGUUUCGUGCUGUAAAUCAUUCUUCACAAGUCCUAUUCGUAGUCAGAAUCUGUCUGUUAAGAUCAAACAAGAUUAAUAUUAAAUUAACAUGGCAGUAUUUGCUAAUCCUAUAUUCACACUAUAUAAGCUCAAAAUACAUCAAACAUUAGAAAUUAUUAACUUGUGUUAUAGGUAAGUUUUAUCUUAUAGUAGUUCAGUAUUUAUGGAUGAUAUUUUUUAUCCAGAAAAUACAGCUUAUUCCCCUUGGGUUCGUAACCUAAUAAAAGUGUGUUCAAAUGAAGCUGCUUCUCCCAGUGCUCGGUUUCAUGCAUAUUUCUGCUCUCCAAAAUUUGGCCAAAGGUGAAAACUUCAGUUCCAGAAUUUUCUGUGGCUUAAACAUUUUAUAUAUCUGUCUCCGUCAGGACUUGGUGAAGAGUCACCUGAUGUAUGCUGUGCGUGAGGAGGUGGAGGUCCUUAAAGAACAGAUCAAGGAACUGAUUGAGCGCAACUCGCAGCUGGAGCAGGAGAACACCCUGUUAAAGACACUAGCCAGUCCAGAGCAGAUGGCCCAGUUCCAGGCCCAGGUUCAGACUGGCUCCCCGCCUGCCCCUCAAACAGCAGCAACACCAGGACCAACUAGCUCUGCCACUCUUGCCCAGCCCACUCUUCACAGCUCUGGACCUUCGGCGUAG